Messenger RNA from Podarcis lilfordi (Lilford's wall lizard), 63488 nucleotides. NCBI's taxonomy places the organism in Eukaryota, Metazoa, Chordata, Lepidosauria, Squamata, Lacertidae. The record is from the annotation of a GenBank genome assembly.
AAAGUCCAUCAUCUUCAUCUGCCACUCUUCUUUCCUUGGUAUUUCUUCUUGUUUCCAUUUUUGGGCUAAUAGGAUUCUUGCUGCGGUUGUUGCAUGCAUAAACAGUUUUUGAUCACCCUAUGGCAUCUCUUCACCCACUAGACUCAAUAAAAAUGCUUCUGGCUUUUUAACAAAGGUGUACUUACACAUUUUCUUUAACUCAUUAUGUGUCAUUUCCCAAUAUGCUUUUGCCUUGUUACAAUUCCACCACAUAUAAGUUCCCUUCUUUUUCUUUACAUUUCCAACACUCCUUAUUUCUUGUCCUAUACAUUUUAGCAAGGUUAGUUGGUGUUAGAUACCAUCUAUACAUCAUUUUCAUAACAUUUUCCUUUAAUGCACUACAUGUGGUGAAUUUGAUUCCUUCAUUCCAUAACCUUUCCCAUGGUUCUAACUGAAUAUUAUAUCCAAAAUCUUUAGCCCAUUGUAUCAUUACCAUUUUCACCUCUUCAUUUUUGGUAUGCCAUUCCAAUAAUAAUUUGUAUAUUUUUGAUAAUAUUUUUCUCUUAUCAUCCAAAAGCUCUCUCUCCAGCCUGGAUCUUCUUAUAUCAAAACUAUUCUUCUUUUUCUCCUCCUUGAACACAUCAUUUAACUGAUGAUAUUGCAACCAAUCCGUCAUUAACUCAUUUCUUCAAAUGUUUUUAAUUUUAACUUAUUUUCUACCUCCAUCAAUAAAUCUCUAUACGUGGCCCACUGUCCUUUCAUGUUUAGUCUUUUCCCCGCUUUUGCUUCAGUUGGCUUCUAGCCAGGGAAGUUCUGUGGUCCAAGGCAAAACUCCAGCCUUCCCACGAGACAGCCUGGCCAUGCCAGGACGGCCGGGCCUGCGAGCAGGAUCCUGGGCUGGGAGAGAUCCUGGGAGAGGACAGGGGGGAUCCUGCUCUGGAGCUGAGCAAGGGGGUUUCCAGACCAGACCUGCCUGCGCGCCAGCUGCCCAGUCCGGCGCCGGUGCCCCGGGGGGGCGGGCAGCCUCGGCGGCCAGGGCGGGACUUUCCGAAGGGACCCGGAGGCGGGGCGAGGCUGGCAUCCCGGGGGCCGCGGAGCGCCGGCCGUUGGGCGCCCCUAGCAACGCGUCCCGCGCGCCCUCGCCGCCCCUCGCCCCGACGACGCCAUGGAGCCCGGCGCCCCCGACGCCCUGCCGAGUAAGGGGCGCCCCCCCGGGCAGGGGCAGAGGGUCCUUCCUCCGGGCUCCUGGGGGGCGUCUCUCUCCCUCUUGCUUCCUUGGGGGGGGGGCUUGGCGCCCCCUCCACGCCCCCCUCGGGGCAGAUGCCCCAAAUGAGAAACUCUCCCGGGAAGUGCCGGGCUGGGACGAGUCCGGCAAGUGGCCUGGGGAGAUCAGGGCUGCAGCCGCACGGCGGCCGGUUCCGUGUCGCGUGGGAAGGGACCCCGAGGGCCAUCUAGUCCACCCCCCGCAAGGCAGGAAUCUCAGCAUGCAGCUCCCCAUCCACCUUGAAACCAGACCCGACCCUGCCUUAGCUCUCAGCUAGCACUUUCACUGAUAAACCACUAGAGGGCCUUGUUGGUUUGUUUGUUUGUUUUCCUAAAAGUCAUAAGAACCUCAUAGAAUCCUAGAGUUGGAAGAGACCACAAGGGCCAUCAGGUCCAACCCCCUGCCAAGCAGGAAACACCAUCAGAGCACUCCUGACAUAUGGUUGUCAAGCCUCUGCUUAAAGACCUCCAAAGAAGGAGACUCCACCACACUCCUUGGCAGCAAAUUCCACUGUCAAACAGCUCUUACUGUCAGGAAGUUCUUCCUAAUGUUUAGGUGGAAUCUUCUUUCUUGUAGUUUGGAUCCGUUGCUCCGUGUCCGCUUCUCUGGAGCAGCAGAAAACAACCUUUCUCCCUCCUCUAUGUGACAUCCUUUUAUAUAUUUGAACAUGACUAUCAUAUCACCCCUUAACCUCCUCUUCUCCAGGCUAAACAUGCCCAGCUCUCUUAGCCGUUCCUCAUAAGGCAUCGUUUCCAGGCCUUUGACCAUUUUGGUUGCCCUCCUCUGGACACGUUCCAGUUUGUCAGUGUCCUUCUUGAACUGUGGUGCCCAGAACUGGACACAGUACUCCAGGUGAGGUCUGACCAGAGCAGAAUACAGUGGCACUAUUACUUCCCUUGAUCUAGAUGCUAUACUCCUAUUGAUGCAGCCCAGAAUUGCAUUGGCUUUUUAGCUGCCGCGGCACACUCUUGGCUCAUGUCAAGUUUGUGGUCAACCAAGACUCCUAGAUCCUUUUCACAUGUACUGCUCUCAAGCCAGGUGUCCCCCAUCUUGUAUUUGUGCCGCUCAUUUUUUUUGCCCACGUGCACUACUUUACAUUUCUCCCUGGUCAAAGUCAUCUUGUUUGUUUUGGCCCAGGUCGCUCAUCUGUCAAGGUCGGUUUGAAGUGUGAUCCUGUCCUCUGGGGUGUUAGCCACCCUCCCAGUUUGGUGUCAUCUGCAAAUUUGAUCAGGAUGCCCUUGAGUCCAUCAUCCAAGUCGUUGAUAAAGAUGUUGAAUAAGACCGGGCCCAAGACAGAACCCUGUGGCACCCCACUAGUCACUCUUCUCCAGGAUGAAGAGGAACCAUUGAUGAGCACCCUUUGGGUUCGGUCAGUCAGCCAGUUACAAAUCCACUGAGUGGUAGCAUAGUCAAGACCGCAUUUUACCAGCUUCUUUACAAGAAUAUCAUGGGGCACCUUGUCAAAUGCCUUGCUGAAAUCAAGGUAGGCUACAUCCACUGCGUUCCCUUCAUCUACCAGGCUUGUAAUUCUGUCCAAAAACGAGAUCAGGUUAGUCUGACAUGACUUAUUUUUCAGAAAUCCAUGCUGACUAUUGGUGAUCACAGCAUUCCUUUCUAGGUGCUCACAGACUGUUUGCUUAAUGAUCUGCUCCAGAAUCUUCCCUGGUAUUGAUGUCAGACUGACUGGGCGGUAAUUAUUUGGGUCCUCUCUUUUCCCCUUUUUGAAAAUAGGGACAACAUUUGCCCCCUCCAGUCUGCCGGGACUUCGCCUGUUCUCCAGGAAUUCUCAAAGAUGACUGCCAGUGGUUCUGAGAUCACAUCUGCCAGUUCUUUUAAUACUCUUGGAUGCAGUUCAUCUGGCCGUGGAGACUUGAAUACAUCUAAACUAGCCAAGUAUUCUUGUACUAUCUCCUUAGUUAUUCUGGGCUGUGUUUCCUCUGCUGAAUCAUUUGCUCCAAAUUCUUCAGGUCGGGCAUUGUUUUCUUUAUCGGAGAAGACUGAGGCAAAGAAGGCAUUGAGGAGUUCAGCCCUUUCUGUGUCCCCUGUUUGCAUUUCACCAUCUUCUCCUCUGAGUGACCCCACUGUUUCUUUGUUCUUCCUUUUGCUACGAACAUACCCAUAAAAGCCUUUUUGUUGCUUUUAACCUCUCUAGCAAGCCUGAGUUCAUUCUGUGCUUUAGCUUUUCUGACUUUGUGUCUACACGUGCUGGCUAUUUGUUUGAAUUCCUCUUUGGUGGUUUCCCCUUUUCCAUUUUUUGUACACAUCCUUUUUAAUCUUAACUCAGUUAAAAGUUCUUUAGAUAGCCACCCUGGCUUCUUUAGGCACCUUCCAUAUUUCUGUCUCAUUGGUAUUGCCUGAAGUUGUGCUUUUACUAUCUCACUCUUAACAAACUCCCAGCCAUCAUGAACUCCCUUUCCUUUUAGUAUUACUGUCCAUGGGAUCUCACCCAGCACUUCCCUAAGUUUUAUGAAGUCGGCUUUCUUAAAGUCAAGAAAUUGAGUCCUAGUAUGCUUGGCUGCUCCUUUCCGCUGUAUAGUAAACUUCAGAAGAGCAUGAUCACUCGCGCCUAAUGAUCCUUCCACUUCUACCCCACUAACCAGGUCAUCAACAUUGGUUAGGACCAGAUCUAAAAUGGCUGUUCCUCUUGUUGCUUCUCCCACUUUCUGGACAAUGAAGUUGUCUGCAAGGCCAGUGAGGAAUCUGUUUGACCUUAUGCUCUUGGCUGAGUUUGACAUCCAACAAAUAUCCGGGUAAUUGAAGUCCCCAUUACUACUAUCUCCCUUCCUUUUGCAUGCUUGGCCAUCUGUUCCAGGAAGGCAUCAUCUAUGUCCUCCGUUUGGCUUGGGGAUCUAUAGUAAACUCCCACAAUGAGGUCUCUGUUAUUCUUUUCUCCCUUAAUUUUGACCCAAAUGCUCUCACUUUGGCUUUGAGGUUCUAAAUCUUGGAUCUCUUCACAGGUAUACACAUCCCUGACAUAUAACGCCACUCCUCCUGCUUUCUUGUCUGGUCUGUUUCUCUGAAAUAGAUUGUAUCCCUCCAUUAUUACAUUCCAAUCGUGGGACUUAUCCCACCAGGCUUCAGUGAUGCCUAUUAUGUCAUAUUUAGUUUGCUGUACCUCAAAGUGGUUCUAACCCUAGCCCAAGCGCCCCCUGCUCACCUGGCUGUUACACCUGAAAGUUGGGUGUGAGCUGGGCCGGAAGCAAGCUGCAGGCAGAAGCUGAGCACAGAGCCAAGGUUGUGACUAUGGAAGGACGAGCCCCUCCCUCUUAGGGACAGGUGGCAAUAAGCCCUAUAUAUCAUAAAGGCACCAGAGUCUCUCCUGUCCCUCACUCCCAGGAAACCCAGCCAUGGGCAAGCACUGCAACCCCAUGAAUCCCACAGCUUGCAGGCUGGGUGGCGAUGACUGAAAAGCCGUGCAAAGGGGGAGAAACGUCCUCGCCUGGUGCUGAAGGCCCCUCUUGUCAUCCCCAGAGGCCCCUUUUCCUGGCUGUGCUCUGCCAGGCCUGAAGAGGGCUGUUCUGAGGUGGUCCUCACCCAUCACCUUCGUGUCUCUUUCAGGCAGGCAGAUGCCCAGCAGCCCAGCCCAGCAGGAGGAGCAUUCCUGGGCCCGCGCCCUCCGCCGCCGCCUGGCUACCCAGAUCCAGGAGGCUGGGCAUGCGGAGCCCAAGGAUGUGGAUGCGCUUGUGGCGGAGCUGACCGCCGUCUUCCGCACGGUCCUGGAGAGAAGCAGUCGCCGGGCCUGGCUGCGCCUGAUGGAGGCGCUGCGGCUGAUCGCCCCCUUCCAGCAGCUGCUGUCGAGGCGGGCAGAGCUGGCCCCCUACCUGGAGGGCCUCUAUUUCCAGUUCCGCAGCAGCCAGGCCAUGGUUUCUGACCUAGAUAUUCUGGGGUCCAUCUGGCGGGCCUUCCCCACGGACUGUGCUGUGUUGUGGGCUGACCCACGAGACUUUUGCCCCCGAGAGCCUAAGGAAAUAGCCAAGCAGCUGCCCUCCAGCAGAGAGCCAGUCUUUCUGGGCCAAUCCUGCCCUUUUGCGAUGGAAUGGGUAGCGGCUGGGGCCUCUGGCAUGCUGCAGCCAGAUCCCGUGUCCCUCCAGGAGCUGCAGAGAUGUGUGGGGCAAGUCGGCAGGGAGGUGGCUCAAGAGGAGACCCCCCGACCUGGCAGCCUUGGCCUCAUGCCUCUAACUCUAGCUGCAGAUGUGCCAACAGAAUUCCCCUGCGCUGCUCCAAGCCGGACUGCAGGGUAAGGCCUCCCCAAGCCAACUUGGCUCACCCCGGGGCGUUUCUCCUGACAAAUGUCACACAGACGAUUCUUUCCAAUUUUGAUGCAGGCCCUCCCUAGAGCCACGCAAAGAAAGCCCAGGACCGCCCACAGUGCCCAAGAGGAGAGCUGGGGCAGCAGGAGACAGAGGAGGAGAGAUGGUGACGAGUCUUGAGGCAGCUGAGCUCUUUGCAAGGAAGCGCCAUUUGGGGAAAAUAAGUUUCAUUUACUUCAACGUUGCCCAGAACCGGCACUUCAGGUACCCCUGUUUUCUUGCCCUGGCUGCCAAUCCCAUCAUGCAAGUGGGUCCCCCUCCCUCCCUCCUUUGCUGGGGGGGAGCGGGAAAGGAGGUGAAUUCUGCUCUGUCUGCCCAGCCCUGUCUUGCCGCCUCUCCCCAGGGUCUUCUCAGAGGCCUCUCCCAGCUUUGGCCCCCCUAGAGUCCGUAGACGUGAGUCCAGAACCUGAAUCAUAGAUCAUAGAGACUCUUGAGGACCAUCGAGUCCUGCAGUGCAGGAAGAUGCAGCUGACCCAUGCAGGGAUUGGACCAGCAACCUUGGCAUUCCAUGCUCUUCUGGCUGUGAUUCAACACUCGCCUGGGCAGUCUCACUGAUGGGCACAGCACUUUGUAGAGCUGCAUAAGGUUGGGGGGAAAGGUUGUAGCUUGUGGGGGGGACACAAACAUUGCAUGCAGAUGGUCCCAGGAAAGCCCCUUGUCAGCGUUGACAGAGCUGAACUCGAUAGACCCGUGGUCUGGCUUGACAAAUAAGGCAGCUUCCUGAAUUUCUGUCUCUUCCUUGAGCUUCCAGGAAAAGCCUGACAGCAGAGAGGGCAGGACGGAGCGAAGGGGGCGAGGAUGCCCUGCUUUGCUUCCCUUGGAGGCUCCUGCAACUCUGCCCCCCCCUUUUUGCAGGCCUUAUGACCUGGUGGCUGUUCCCAAGCGUCUGGUCAACCCUCAGCACUACAUUUUCUCCCCUUUUGGGGUGCUGCAUGUGCACCCUGAAGAAGGGUCGGAGGCCUUUUCCCUGGGCGAUUUGCACCGGCAGGCCGUGCUGUGGCAGCUGUUGCAGUACAUCCCCUUCUUCCGGCUUUUCUUGGUCCGCAAAGCCUUUGUCCGGUAAGGGGGGGGGCGAGGAAGUGCCAGGCCAAAGUGAUGCGGGUGUUGUCCUCCUGCGUUGUGUGGUGGGUCUGGGUUGCUGCCGCCGCAAGAGAGCAAAGGCAGAGAGCGGCUUCCCCAGUCUCAGUGACACGUUUCUCUCUCUCAUUUGAUCAUGCUUUUAAUAUUCUGUUGGGAGCCGCCCAGAGUGGCUGGGGAAACCCAGCCAGAUGGGCGGGGUAUAAAUUAUUAUUAUUAUUAUUAUUAUUAUUAUUAUUAUUAUUAUCUCCCCACCCCCCGCCAGUUGGUUCGUCAAUGUCAAGCACUUGCAUUACCUGAAGUGCCGGGAGAAGCUGAGCUUGCAGCUCCUCCACUCGGUGCCCCACUUUGGACUUGCUCUUCUUCACAUCUCCAGGUGAGGCAUGGGGGUGGGGAGGCCCUGGAGUGGGGACCCGCUCCCCCUUUGGGGGCCUCUGCUGCUCCUUGGCCCCGGCAGGCAGCUGUGCCGUGUCCUUCCUUUGCAGGCUGCUGCUGCAGCUGCACUCCAUCCACUGGCUGCCAAGAAGCAGAGUCAAGUGCUAUACCUUCUCGGAUCUCAAGCGCGCCCUGGCCCAGGAGAACAGAAAUGCCCAAGGAUUGCUCAGCAAAUUCCUCCAGCUCUGCUCCUCUGUCUUGCAGUGGGUGAGCACCAGCAGUAUCCCUCGGCUGUGCGGGAGCCGGGAGCCCACGCUCCCUCUGGCACAGGCUGGGGCAAACUCCCCAGGGCUGCUGGGAGAUGCUUCCCACCCCAGGCUGCGAAUUUCCCUGCUAAUUUCCAGACGUCUCCUGAAGAUCUUGUUAUGCCAACAGGUCUAUUCAGUCACUUAAACUUUUACAAGUUGAGCCAGUUGUUUUUUAUAUUUCCCCCUGUUGCUUUAAUGGUUUUUUGUUUCAUUGUCAUUUUAUAUUUUGUUAUACACCACCUUGAUGUCCUGUUUAUUCAUUUAUGUUGCCCUUCAUCUGAAGAUCGCAGGGCGCUUCGCAACAUAACAAUACAAAAUGAGAACACAAUGUGCAUAGUAAAACAAAAACAUCUUCUAUUGCUGUUUUUACGCAGCAAAGCCCAUGAGGGUUUGGGCCCCUGGAAUCCCUUCCAUGACGUUCUUGAGAGUGACCCUGCUAGUGACACCCGGGUUCAAGACUGCCCCGUUCCCCAGUGCCAGUGACUUGGGCCACCCUGCUUCAUGCAGGGAAUGGCUGGGCUCCUGCAAGGGGCCCUUUGGAAAUGUGCGGUCAGGCAGACUCCUGUUGGCAGGCAGCCGUGUGGAUCUGUCUGCAUGUAUCUGCUGCAGAUAGGUCUGCCUGUCUGGGCCCAGGGGAGGAGCCUGGCUGGCGGCUGCUGCACCCCGGCCCGCGGUGGCGUCAUUGCUGCAUGCCUUGCUCUGGCAGGUCCGGGACGACACAUACAGGAUGGUCCGUGGGCUGCAGCAGCAGGUGCAGAGCUACAAGCUGUACAUCACCAAGGCUUCCCUGUACAAGCAGCGCAUCGACUUUGAGAAGCUGCAGCACCGCCUUCAGAUCGCCGAACACUGGCUGCAGAGGCUGGGCUUCCUGGCCCUGCUGGUGAACCUCCUCCUCUGCCAGAACCUGGUCUCUGCAAUGCAAGAGGAAGUCAGAGCCUUUAUCUAUGACACCAUGAAGGUCCCGUAGCCCAGGGAUACCUGCUCUGGGGGGGGGGGUGGCGGGGGGGCAGAGUCUGUUGUGGUUUUCAGCUUCUGCUCCAGCAGGGGAUUCAGGGUCGGCCUCCAGAGUCUGGCUCAGUUCUUUGCUUGUGGAGCAGACAGGAUGCCCUGCCUUACUGAGGUUAUUAAUACUGUGCAUUUGGAAAGAAUAACAACAACAACAACAACACUUUAUUAGUUAUACCCCGCCCAUCUGCCCAGGCCUUCCCAGCCACUCUGGGUGGCUUCCAACAGAAUAUUAAAAACACAAUAAAACAUCAAACAUUAAAAGCUUCCCUAAACAGGGCUGCCUUCAGAUGUCAGAGAGCUGUUUAUUUUCUUGACAUCUGAUGGGAGGGCGUUCCACAGGGUGGGCACCACUACCGAGAAGGCCCUCUGCCUGGUUCCCUGUAACUUUGCUUCUCACAGUGAGGGAACCACCAGAAGGCCCUCGGAGCUGGACCUCAGUGUCCAGGCAGAACGAUGGGGGUGGAGACACUCCUUCAGGUCUACUGGGCCGAGGCUGUUUAGGGCUUUAAAAGUCAGCGCCAACACUUUGAAUUGUGCUCGGAAACGGACUGGGAGCCAAUGUAGGUCUUUCAAGACCGGUGUUAUGUGGUCUCGGUGGCCACUCCCAGUCACCAAUCUAGCUGCCGCAUUCUGGAUUAGUUGCAGUUUCCAGGUCACUUUCAAAGGUAGCCCCACGUAGAGAGUAUUGCAGUAGUCCAAGCAGGAGAUAACCAGAGCAUGCACCACUCUGGCGAGACAGUCCGCGGGCAGGUAGAGUCUCAGCCUGCAUACCAGAUGGAGCUGGUAGACAGCUGCCCUGGACACAGAAUUUACCUGCACCUUCAUGGACAGCUGUGAGUCCAAAAUGACUCCCAGGCUGUGCACCUGGUCCUUCAGGGGCACAAUUAGAAUUAUGGAUAUCUUUACCCAGAGCUGAAAUCAAAGCUUUGCAUCUCCCAAACAGGCUCUUUUUAGCCAGAGGCUAUCUCCCGGAGAAAGACUUAGCACACCAUUCUCUUCAUUGAUUUCAGAACAAAAAGCUAACAUACACAAAAUGGAUCCCUACAGAUUAACAAACACAUAGGGCUGUAAUACAAUCCUUUCUCACCUUGUGACAGAGCUAGCAGAGAUGUAUUCUCACUCAUCAUAAACUUGUUAGGCUCUCUGCAACUCUAGUUUAGCAGAAUGGAAGUUUCCAUACCAUGCUACACAGUAUACAUAUAGACACAUACUGUACAGAGUUCUUUCACAUUUCAGGGUACAAUUAGUUACACUUAACAUGUCUAGGGCGCCAGAAGCCUUUUCACCUGCCGCUUGGUGUCUCCCCGCAGGCCGAUGGCAUCAAGCGGAAAGCGGUCCUCCAGGUGCACCUGGUGUUUGGCGCUGACAGGCAGCUCGUGCUCUUCCCCUCCCACAAGGAGCUGGAGGACUGCCUGCUGGGGGCUGUGAAUACGGUCUUGGAGUCCGUCCUGCAGGUGGGUCAGCUUCCUGGUCAAACACCACACAAGGAGGGUCCCUCCUCCCUCUCCCUCCACCCCACAACUUCCUGGCUUCUUGUGCCUUGCACUUAACCACAUUUCCAUGCAGUAGGUGGCAGGGGCUGCCCAGAAGUGUUUGGGAAGGGGCUUUGCCCCACCAGCUGAGUAGACUUUCUGUUCCCUUCAGACGACCCGGGUCAAAAGUGAGGGGUCAGCGCCUCCGGAGAACCCUCAGAGCACUACAGCUGAAGCUGAGCACCAUGCAGCCAAGCCGAGUGGUAAGCCAGGGAGAGGACAAGCCCCAUCCCAGUGGGCCCUUGCCUGGCCUCCUUGGGCUCUCCUUGGGGCUGCUCAAGGGGUAGGGGUGGGGUGUUGGACUAGGCCUCUCCAGAAGUGACACCAAAUCUAUGCCAGCUCCUUCUUGCUCCAUCCACAUCCACACCAUACCUUGAAAGCCCCCUUAUACCACUUUCCCCCACCCUAUGAAUCCUGGGAACUGUAUAUUUUUUUUAAAAUGAUAUUUAUUAAGGUUUCAAUAAAAGAUUAAACAAAAAAAAUAAACAAAAAAUACACAAUUCAAAAAAGCACAAUACAUAAUCCAAAAAAAAGAGAAAAAAGAACAAAGAAAAAACAAAAUACAAGACAAAAAGAACAAUUAAAAACAAUAUCACCUUUUCGUUUCCAUCUUUAAAUUUACUUGUUUUCUGGACCUCCUCAUACCUCCCUCUUUUGUAUUUCAGUUCAAAUUGUUUGUCCAGCAAUUUCUUUCCCUCUUUUUUAAUCCCAAUCUUUAAUCUUAAUAUAAUAUAACAUUAAAAUUUUACCUCUUAAAAGCCAAAUUUCCAUUUCCUUAAACUUCUUUAAUCCUAAUCCUUAAUCUUACCGUAUUUUUUGCUCUAUAAGACUCACUUUUUCCCUCCUAAAAAGUAAGGGGGAAUGUGUGUGCGUCUUAUGGAGCGAAUGCAGGCUGUGCAGCUAUCCGAGAAGCCAGAACAGCAAGAGGGAUUGCUGCUUUCACUGCGUAGUGAUCCCUCUUGCUGUUCUGGCUUCUGAGAUUCAGAAUAUAUUUUUUCUUGUUUUCCUCCUCCAAAAACUAGGUGCGUCUUGUGGUCUGGUGCAUCUUAUAGAGCGAAAAAUACGGUAGUUUAUCUAUAACUUUAAAUCCCGUACAGCUGGAAACCACUCAUUUUCAAUCCAACAUCCUGGGAAUCCUGGGAACUGUAGUUUAUGAAGGGUCUUGGGAACCAGCUCUGUGAGAGGUCCCAGCAUGCUUAGUGAAGUACAGUUCCCAGUAUUCCUGGAAGAAAAGCCACGACUGUUAAAGUGAUCUAAGAGUGCUUUAAAUGUAUGGUGUGGAUGUGAACCGUGAGCUUGCCGAGUCUUCUCCCCUUGCUUGGUGUAUGUGCUCUGCUUUUGUGGUGCAUUUGCCAUCUUGUAGGGGUGGGUCGUUGUCUUUUCCACCUUGGCCAGGUGACAGUGCUUGUUCUCCUCCCCUGCAGCUGCAGAUGUGAGCAGUGGGAGCGCCAUUCCUCAGCAGGCCUCCCUGGAGCCCCUCAUUCAGCCCAAGCGGCUGUCGACAGCAGAGCUCUGCGGUGAGAAGCCCCAGCUGGUAUAUCAGAUGGACGUGAAGGUAUAUGGUGGCCUGGAGGUCAUUGGCCACCGGCUGAAGGGCAUGUACCCCUUGCUGUCACGGGAGCAACUGGAGAAGGACCUGAGGUCAGACCGCAUCAUCCAGGAGGCUACUGAGGAGCUGCGUGCCCUGCUCAUGGUGAGCGCCCCCUGGAAGUGUGGGCUGAGCUGGGGCUGGGGCUGCUUCUAGGCUUGACAGCCGCCUGCUCUGGUUCUGCCUGGCAUAGGGAGCUGUAGCAGCCAGGGUUUGGGGCAGGGGCUUGGAUUGCUUUGUCUAGGGACUUACCCAGCGCCAGUGAAUUUGGACAAAACUGGGGCCCAUUCUUUGGUGAGCUGAGCAGGACCUCCGAGGCAACAGUAUAGCAAAGGGACAAGAGCAGGCCCUGUUCUCCAGAGCUGCCUCUUUCCACGUUGCACUCUGUUCCUUUUGCCUCAGGUGCCAUGCAGACUCCAUCCUAGUAGAGAAGGAUCUGGGACAUACAGAGGACCAUUAUCCAGCCAAUGCGUGAUAGCAACUCAGAGAGUGCAAAAACUACUUGGGGGAAGAGAGAAACACUGCAAAUGCAAUGUAGAAUUGUAGAGAGGGAUUCUAGAUGAGGGUCAUUUAGUCCAACCCCCUGCCAUGCAGGAAUCUCAAUGACAGCCAUCCAACCUCUGCUAAAAAAAACUUCCAAAGAAGGAGAGUCUGCAACCUCCCGAGGGAGCCUGUUCCUCUGCCAAACAGCUCGGAAGUUCUUUCUGAUGUUUAGUCAGAAUCCUCUUUCUUGUACUUCAAUCCAUUGGUUUGGGUCCUACUAUCCAGAGCAGGAGAAAGCAUGGAGUGCUUGGUCUUAGAAGAGAGAACAAAGUGGGGCACACUGGUCUCUACAGACACACUCUAUAGGAAGGACAAGGAAAGGUUCCCCCGAGAGGUAACCGUCUCAAACAGGGCAUGGAGUCCAGCAAGUUCGAAAUCCCCAAAGGGGCAGAGUGCUCCACAGAGUGCUUCCAUAGGCAAGCAGACAAUAAGGAAUGUAAAAAAAAUAACCUUGAGACACAUUAUUGCUAAAAUCAUAAAGACCCAAAACAUUUAUCUCUUUUUUGCACCCCCUGACCAGAACUCCUGGGAGGUGGGAGCAGGUUGGCUUCCUCCUGAACCAUGGGGUGUGGGGAGAGCCAGGCCCCGACAUCUGCAGGGGAAGUGGGGAGAGCUGCAGAGCAUGUGCAGGGUUCCUUUCCGGCAGCCCUGACUCGUGGGUCAGAGGGCUGGGGCCAGGUCCAGCAUGGCAAAGGCCUCAGCUGAGUACUGCCCCUUUCCCCACCCACAGAUGGCCCUGACCGAGACAGAACUGCUGUGCCGACAGUAUACCUGGCUGGGCGAGAUCUACAACUUUGUGCACAGCUGGAGCCCUAGCCAGCUGGAAAGCAUGAAGAGCUGGCCGGCCGAGGAGUAUGUGAACCGCAUCCUCAAGCUGCGCACGUGGGUGGCCCAGGUCCAGAAGGUGCCCCGCGUGGUCAUCACACACAACCUCCUUCUCUUAGUGGACUGCAGCGGCAUUCAUCAGGACCUCCGUAUGUGCCGGGGAGGGGUGGGAGCAAGGGGCCAUGCUGGAGUUCCCGCUCCACUGGGGGGGGGGGGGCAUUUUCCAGCCUGCUCUGUCCUUGCAGUGCCUCUGCUGGCCUCCAUCAAUGAGGACAUCCUGAGCUUGCUGCUGAGCGAGACUGCGCAGCGGAGCGAGAAGCUAAUUGCUGAGCUGUCUGGCGUCCUGCAACUCUACAUGAAUGUUGGCACCGACAUCUUCACCAUUGCCAAGUGCUCCCAGAAGGUAGGAUUCCUCCCCCUCCCCACCUGGCAGGCAGGGAGGCAGAAAGGCCCUUGCCUUAGCUAGUAUUCAUGGUCAUCUGGGAAUCUUCAGCUCACGCCUUCAGUUAAUGUGCAGAUUCACUGUUCCCAUGUUAUACCUUGCCUGCACAUCUCCAGGUUGUAUGUAAAAAGAAAAGAUUCCUCUUGCUUGCCUAGCCUAGUUGGGGCCCAGACCACUCCUUGCCAAUAGAUAAGCCCUGCAUUGCAAUCCUAUUAUUAUUAUUAUUAGUAGUAGUAGUAGUAGUAGUAGCAGCAGCAGCAGUAUACCACCCUUCAUCUGAAGAUUUCAGGGUGGUUCACAGCAUAAAAAUACAGAAUAAAAACACAAAGUGAAUAGUAGUAGCAGUAGUAGUAGUAAUAAUAAUAAUAAUAAUAAUAAUAAUAAUAAUAAUAAAAACAAUGGUCCUAAAGGAUCUUUUCUGGCUCCCAGCAUGUUUCUGAGCACAAUUCACAAUUCAAGAGCCCCAAAUGUUGUAAGAGAGAAUUCUCUGCUCAGAACCUCUGAAGCCUUGAGACUGCUCCUGUGAGCCUGGGGUGGGACUAACAGGGAAAGUAGCUCUUGUAUCUUUCCAGGAAGCUUUUGCUACAUGGAGACACCUGCAAGAAGGAGGCUGCUUGUGGGGGGUCUGGCUGGAGAAAGGAGGGGGCUCGGGCCCCUUGCUGUGACACGUUCUUCCAUGGGUGGCUUCAAGGUUGGGUCCCCCUUAGCAGUCUGAGUUGCCAGGGAGCCCUGUCCAAUACAUGAGGAGGGAUCCAGGGGUGAUGGCCAGGAAGCAGAGUUCUGCGUCUUGUUUCCGCCUCUCUGUUUCCACCCUCCCAUUUUUCUGCUGCCAGCUUUGGAUUCCAGGUUCUGCGUGCUCCUGCCUGGAAAACCAAUGUUGUGUAAGGAGCCUGGGCAUUCUAAUCACAUCUGCAGAGGACAGGGCUGAGGGCUGGGGUGGAUUCCCAACCUGGGGCAGACCCAGUUGCUGCGUGGUACAGCCAAGGCUUGUGGGCUAGUGAUGCCCAUCUGGGGCUCUCUGGGGCAGCAGCAACAUCCCUGCUUGACGUGCUUCUUCCCGUGCAGCUGGAGCAGUACCAGGGGCAGAUGGCAGAGCUGCAGGAAUAUGUUGACUACGUGCGAGCCCUCAAUGAGGUCAUCCAGCAAUGCUUCCGCCCUCUUACGCCCAGCGAAGAGAGCCUGGAAAACUCGGUGAGAGACCCAGUUGCCGGGUGGACAGGGAAGGAUUUUGGUGGUGAGUGGAAAAGAAAACCUUGGCAGGGCAAAGUGAUGUGCCAAGCUGGAGGCUGACACUGCUUCAGCAUCACCUGAUAUUGGGCAUCCUUCAUCUUUCAAUGAUGUUCUUGCAAGGAACCUGGUAAAAUGUGGGUUGAACGAGGUAACUGUUAGGGGGAUUUGUAGCUGGUUGACUGACCAAACCCAAAGAAUACUCCUUAAUGGUGCCUCGUCAUCCUGGAAAAAAGAGACCAGUGGGGGGCUGCAGGGUUCUGUCCUGGGCCCAAUGUUGUUCAAUGUCUUUAUAAAUGACUUGAAUGAAGGAAUUGAGAGGAUGCUCAUCAAAUUUGUAGAUGACACCAAACUUGAAGGGGUAGCUAAUGCCGCAGAAGACAGAAUUGGGAUUCAAGACAACCUUAACAGAUUGGAGAACUGGGCCCAAGCUAACAAAAUGAGUUUCAAUAGGGACAAAUGUAAGGUUCAGCAUUUAAGCAGGAAGAACCAGAUGUACAAAUAUAAGAUGGGGGACACCUGACUUAUUAGCAGUAUAUGUGAAAAGUAUCUAGGGAUCUUGAUGGACCACAAGCUUAACAGUGUGAUUCAGCAGCAAAAAAAGCUAAUGCUAUUCUAGGCUGCAUUAACAGAAGUGUAGUGUCCAGAACAAGGGAAGUAAUAGUCCCACUCUCUUCUGCCUUGGUCAGACCACACCUAAAAUACUCUGUCCAGUUCUGGGUGCCACAAUUUAAGAAGGAUGUUGACAAGCUGGAAUGUGCACAGAAGAGGGCAACCAACAAGAUCAAGGGUCUGGAAACAAAGCUUUAGGAGGAACGGUUGAGGGAACUGGCUACAUUUAACCUAGAAAAGAGGUGACUGAGAGGAGAUAUGAUAGUCAUCUUCAACUAUCUCAUGAACUGUCACAUGGAAGGUGAAGCAAGUUUAUUUUCUCCUGCUCUGGAUGGUAGGACCUGAACUAACGGAUUCAAGUUAUAAGAAAGGAGAUUCCAAGUAAACACCAGGAAGAACUUUGUAAGAGUUGUUUGACAGUGGAAUGGACUCCCUCAGGAAAACACGCCUUGUAGGUUUUUAAGCAAAUCUUGGAUGGCCCUCUGUCAUCAAAUCCAGAAUUGGAUUCCACAGUCACCUACGGACACACCACUAAGAUCGUGUUCAUGGAAGACAAUCUUACUCAGCUAUGAGUGAUCGCUAAAGAAGAAGAAGACAAAAGCAAAACAUUGCACAAGAGCCUGCUGGAUCUGGCCAGUGGCUCAUCUAGUCCAGCAUCCUGUUCUCACACUGGCCAACCAGACUUACUUCCUGCAAAAGUGAGUCCAGGCACUGGGCUCUGCUCUAUGCCUUCCACUGCGAAGACAGAUGCCAAGAAUUCAUUCAGCUUCUCUGCAAUCUCCUUGUCCUCCUUUAGCACACCUUGGACUCCCCUGCCAUUCAAGGGUCCCUAGAUGGUCUCCUGCUACUAAUGCAUUUAAAUAACUUUUUGUUGUUGGUCUUUAUGAUUUUAGCAAUGUGCACCAACAUUUUUAGCAUCCCUUUUUGUCUGCUUGCCUUGCUUUUGCCAAGGUUUGUGUUCCCUUUCCUUUGGACAAGACUUCUGCUUCCCAAAGAAAGCUUUCUUGCCUCCAAUAGCUUCUUUGCUUAUUAACCACACUGGUGUCCACUUGGCCCUCAUGGUAUGUUUCCUGAUCUGAUGUACGUAUGCACUCUUGCUGAACUUUUAGUAUUGUGGUUUUAAACAACUCCCAAAUGUUUUGAAGAGAUUUGGCUCUCUUGGUUUUGCCUUUCAACUUCCUCUUUACCAAUCCUCUCAGUUUUGGGGAAGUUUAUCUUAUGAAGCCAAACACUGGAUUUUCUUGGGAACUUGCCAUUUACAUUUAUUAUUAUUAUUAUUAUUAUUAUUAUUAAAUGAGCAAUGCAAAGAAAUAGAAGAAAACAAUAGAAUGGGAAAAACCAGAGAUCUGUUCAAGAAAAUUGGAGAUAUGAAAGGAACAUUUCGUACAAAGAUUACCAUAAUAAAGGACAAAAGUGGUAAGGACCUGACAGAAGCAGAAGACAUCAAGAAGAGGUGGCAAGAAUACACAGAGGAAUUAUACCAGAAAGAUAUGGAUGUCUUGUACACCCCAGGUAGUGUGGUUGCUGACCUUGAGCCAGACAUCCUGGAGAGUGAAGUCAAAUGGGCCUUAGAAAGCACUGCAAAUAACAAGGCCAGUGGAAGUGAUGCUAUUCCAGCUGAACUAUUUAAAAUUUUUAAAAGAUGAUGCUGUUAAGGUGCUACACUCAAUGUGCCAGCAAGUUUGGAAAACUCAGCAGUGGCCAGAGGAUUGGAGAAGAUCAGUGUACAUCCCAAUCCCAAAAAAGGGCAGUGCCAAAGAAUGCUCCAACUACUGCACAAUUGCACUCAUUUCACACGCCAGCAAAGUUAUGCUUAAAAUUCUACAAAGCAGGCUUAAGCAGUAUGUGGACCAAGAACUCCCAGAAGUGCAAGCUGGAUUUCAAAGGGGCAGAGGAACCAGAGACCAAAUUGCAAACAUGCGCUGGAUUAUGGAGAAAGCUAGAGAGUUCCAGAAAGACAUCUACUUCUGCUUCAUUGACUACGCAAGAGCCUUCAACUGUGUCGACCACAACAAACUAUGGCAAGUUCUUAAAGAAAUGGGAGUGCCUGAUCACCUCAUCUGUCUCCUGAGAAAUUUCUAUGUGGGACAAGAAGCUACAGUUAGAACUGGAUAUGGAACAACUGAUUGGUUCAAAAUUGGGAAAGGAAUACGACAAGGCUGCAUAUUGUCUCCCUGCUUAUUUAACUUAUAUGCAGAAUUCAUCAUAGGAAAGGCUGGACUGGAUGAAUCCCAAGCCGGAAUUAAGAUUGCCGGAAGAAAUAUCAACAACCUCAGAUAUGCAGAUGACACAACUUGGAUGGCAGAAAGUGAGGAGGAAUUAAAGAACCUCUUAAUGAGGGUGAAAGAGGAGAGUGCAAAAUAUGGUCUGAAGCUCAACAUCAUAGAAUCAUAGAAUCAUAGAAUCCUAGAGUUGGAAGAGACCACAAGGGCCAUCGAGUCCAACCCCCUGCCAAGCAGGAAACACCAUCAGAGCACUCCUGACAUAUGGUUGUCAAGCCUCUGCUUAAAGACCUCCAAAGAAGGAGACUCCACCACACUCCUUGGCAGCAAAUUCCACUGUCAAACAGCUCUUACUGUCAGGAAGUUCUUCCUAAGGUUUAGGAGGAAUCUUCUUUCUUGUAGUUUGGAUCCAUUGCUCCGUGUCCGCUUCUCUGGAGCAGCAGAAAACAACCUUUCUCCCUCCUCUAUGUGACAUCCUUUGAUAUAUUUGAACAUGGCUAUCAUAUCACCCCUUAACCUCCCUCUUCUCCAGGCUAAACAUGCCCAGCUCCCUUAGCCGUUCCUCAUAAGGCAUCGUUUCCAGGCCUUUGACCAUUUUGGUUGCCCUCCUCUGGACACGUUCCAGUUUGUCAGUGUCCUUCUUGAACUGUGGUGCCCAGAACUGGACACAGUACUCCAGGUGAGGUCUGACCAGCGCAGAAUACAGUGGCACUAUUACUUCCCUUGAUCUAGAUGCUAUACUCCUAUUGAUGCAGCCCAGAAUUGCAUUGGCUUUUUUGGCUGCCGCGUCACACUCUUGGCUCAUGUCAAGUUUGUGGUCAACCAAGACUCCUAGAUCCUUUUCACAGGUACUGUUCUCAAGCCAGGUGUCCCCAUCUUGUAUUUGUGCCUCUCAUUUUUUUGCCCAAGUGCAAUACUUUACAUUUCUCCCUGUUAAAAUUCAUCUUGUUUGUUUUGGCCCAGUUCUCUAAUCUGUCAAGGUCGUUUUGAAGUGUGAUCUUGUCCUCUGGGGUGUUAGCCACCCCUCCCAGUUUGGUGUCAUCUGCAAAUUUGAUCAGGAUGCCCUUGAGUCCAUCAUCCAAGUCGUUGAUAAAGAUGUUGAAUAAGACCGGGCCCAAGACAGAACCCUGUGGCACCCCACUAGUCACUCUUCUCCAGGAUGAAGAGGAACCCUUGAUGAGCACCCUUUGGGUUCGGUCAGUCAGCCAGUUACAAAUCCACUGAGUGGUAGCAUAGUCAAGACCGCAUUUUCCCAGCUUCUUUACAAGAAUAUCAUGGGGCACCUUGUCAAAUGCCUUGCUGAAAUCAAGGUAGGCUACAUCCACUGCGUUCCCUUCAUCUACCAGGCUUGUAAUUCUGUCCAAAAACGAGAUCAGGUUAGUCUGACAUGACUUAUUUUUCAGAAAUCCAUGCUGACUAUUGGUCAUCACAGCAUUGCUUUCUUUUUCUUUUUUUUUUAAUACAUUUUUAUUAAUUUUCAUUGAUUAUACAUAUAUACAGUCUAGAUUACAUAAGUUGCAUAUAACAUAGCUGUUACAAAAAUCAUAUAUAUAGUACACAAUUAUUUAUAGGCUCCGCCGAGCCUCGGACUUCCCUUCACUUUAUUGAUAAGUAUCAGAUAAUUUCUAAAGUUACAUGUUUUAUCUCCUUUACAUAUUUGCCAAACACUGUUAGAGUUAUUCUAACCCUGCCAGAGUCCUCAAAGUUCUAUACUUAUCUCUUAUAUACGUCAGAUAUUUAUUCCAAUUUUCAUGAAACUUCUGGUCAUCCUGGUCUCUUAGUCUUCCUGUUAUUCUAGCUAGUUCAACAUAAUUUAUCAUCUUGUUCUGCCAGUCGUCUAUAGUAGGUAUUAAUUCUGUUUUCCAGCUUUGGGCCAACAUAUUUCUAGCGGCCGUUGUGGCAUAUAGAAACAGAUUUUUAUCCUCUUUUUAAUUUCCUUGCCAACUAUUCCUAGCAGGAAAGCUUCAGGCUUUUUGGGAAAAGUAUAUUUAAAAAUCCUUUUAAGCUCAUUGUAGAUCAGUUCCCAAAAGCCUUUUACUUUCCUGCAUGUCCACCACAUGUGGUAGAACUCACCAUCUUCCUCUCCACAUUUCCAGCACUUCUUAUUCUUCAGUUUGUAAAUCUUAGCCAAUUUCACUGGUGUGAGAUACCACCUAUGAAUCAUCUUCCAGAGAUUCUCCCUUAAUGCCGUACACGCCGUGAAUUUCAUAUUUACAUUCCACAAUUCCUGCCACUUUACAAAGUCAAUGUUGUAACCAAUGUCUAUGGCCCAUUUUAUCAUAGCCUCCUUCACCUCUUCAUCUUUUGUAUACCAAUCCAGUAAAAGGUCAUACAUCCUAGAUAAUGUUUUGUUUUUGCCUUCAAUAAUUUCUACAUUAAAUUUAGAUUUUUAUCUUCAAAUCCCAGUUUCUUUUUAUCAUCUUUUAACAGAUCAUUCACUUGAUGGUAUUGCAACCAUCCCGUAAGUACAUUCUUUACCUCCUCAUAGGGCUUGAGUUUUAUGCCCUGAUCAGUUUUAUUGAUAAGUUCUUCAUAGGUGGCUCUUUUCCCUUCCAUAUUAGUUUUUUAACAGUUAAGACAUCAAUUGGUGAGAUCCACCAUGGAGUUUUCUUUUCCAGCAAGUUCUUAUUUCUUUCCCAUACUUGAAAUAAUGAUCCUCUGAUUAUAUGAUUUAGAAAGCCUCUAUGAACUUUCACCUUUUCGUACCACAGGUACGAGUGCCACCCGUACCUGUUAUCAAAGCCCUCUAAAUCCAAGAUAUCAGUAUUCUCUAACUUUAUCCAGUCUUUCACCCACAUUAAACAAGCCGCUUCAUAGUAUAGACUCAAAUCUGGUAAAGAAAAAACCCCCUCUUUCUUUUUGUCUACCAAUAUUUUCAUUUUUAUUCGUGGUCUUUUCCCCUGCCAGAUAAAUCUCGCUAAGAUCCUUUGCCAAUCUUUACACUGUUUUAGUCCUUUCAUUACUGGUAUAGUUUGGAACAAAAAUAACAUUCUGGGCAGGACAUUCAUUUUAAUAACUGAGAUCCUCCCUAAGAAAGAAAGUUUCAAUCUCUCCCAGAUUUCUAAGUCUUUCUUGACACCCUUCCAAGUAGCCUCAUAAUUAUCUUUAUAUAAGUUUAUAUUUUUUGCUGUGAUCCACACUCCUAAAUAUUUUACCUUCUUAACAACCGUAAUUCCUGUCCUUUGUUCUAGCUCUGCUAUCUCUUCCUUGGUUAUAUUUUUUGUUAUCAUUUUGGUCUUAUUCCUGUUAAGCUUAAAACCUGCCACUUUUCCAAAUUCUUCUAAUUUCUGUAAGGCUGCUUGUAGACUGUUCUUAGGAUCUUCCAAUGUUAAUAUCAAGUCAUCUGCAAAUGCUUUUAUUUUGAAUUCCUUACUUCCUACCUUAAUUCCUUUAACUUCCGGUGUUUCCCUUAACCUUUUAUUAAACACUUCCAACACUGUUAUAAAUAACAAAGGGGAUAAAGGACAACCUUGCCUAGUCCCUUUGGCAAUAUCAAAGGCCUCCGAUAUAUUGUUAUUUAUUAUAAGUUUGGCAUUUUGCUCUUGAUAAAUUGCGUCAAUACCUUUUCUAAAUCCUUCACCAAUUCCCAUCAUUUUUAAAUUUUCCUUCAUGAAACGCCAGGAGACGUUGUCAAAUGCCUUCUCGGCGUCAAUGAAGAUCAGCGCCGCCUGUUUGUCUAUUCUAGUAUCCAAAUACUCAAUGAUGUCAAUCACAUUUCUUACGUUGUCUUUCAGUUGUCUCCCCGGGAGGAAACCCGUUUGGUCUUUAUGGAUUCUUUUAUUUAAGACUUUUUUUAACCUUUCUGCCAGUACGUCUGCGAAUAAUUUAUAGUCGUUAUUUAGUAACGAAAUAGGUCUAUAAUUUUUUACCUCUAAACCAUCUGUGUCUUUUUUAGGGAUUAAGGUAAUAUACGCUUCUUUCCAGGUGUUUGGAAUUCUCCCUUCUUUUAAUACAUUGUUCAUGACUUCACAUAGCACUGGGGAAAUUUGGUCACUUAAUAUUUUAUAAUAUUUAGCCGAGAUACCAUCUGGCCCCGGCGCUUUUCCUAUUCUCAUUUUUUUAUUGCUUUCCUAAUUUCUUCCUCUGUAAUUGUCUGGUUUAGAUAUUCUCUUUCUUCAGUCGUGAUCUGUUGCAAUUGGUAUUUUUUCAAGUAAUUUUCUAUCUCAUUAUCUAUCUCUCUUUCUCUUUUAUAUAGUUCCUUAUAGUAUUUCUGAAAUAUCUUCUUUAUCUCUUUUGGGUCCUCCACUAUCCUUUCUCCAUCCCUUAUCUUACAUAUCAUGUUUUGUUUUUUCCUCUCUCUUAAUUGCCACGCCAGGUAUUUUCCUAUCUUAUUUGCUGAUUCAAAGUUCUUUUGUUUCAUCAUUUUGAUCCUCCAUUCAAUCUCCUGGUUCACUAUCAUAGAAAAUUGAGCUUGUAGCAUCCUUAUGUUUUGUUUUAAUAUUUCAUCUCCUGGUUUGAUGGUUAAUUGUCUUUCAUUCUCCAUAAGGUGUAGUAAGAUUUCUUCUUUCCUUUUCUCUUUUAUCUUUUUUGAGAUGCUAUUUUUCUGAAUAAGAAAACCCCUCAUGACAGCCUUCCCGGCAUCCCACACCGUUUCUAGAGAUGUUUCUUUAUUCAAAUUCCACUUAAAAUAUUCCUCAAUUGUCUCUUUUGCUUUAUUUGCUAUCUUUUGAUCAUUGAAUAGGUUUUCGUUCAUUCUCCAUCUUAAUGUUCUGAAAUCUUUUCCUUUUACCUCCAUAUAUACUGGAUUAUGAUCAGAUAAAGUUUGUGGGAGGAUUUCAGUCUUAAUUACUCUUUGCGUCAAUUCCUUCGAGACCCAAAUAUGAUCUAUUCUCCCCAGCUUUGAUUUGGGUUUGAAAAGAAAGUGAAUUGUUUUAUCGUGGGGUUUUAAAUCUCCAAGCGUCAAUUAAUCCCAAAUUUUCCACUAAUUCGAAGAAGGCUUUCGGUAAUUUGCCCUCCCUCAUUUCCUGUUUUCUUAUUGAUCUAUCCAAAUUUGGGAGAACCACUCCAUUAAAGUCCCCCAUCAAUAUCAUUUGUUGGUCCAUCCAUUCUAACAAUUUGUUACCUAGUUCAGAAUAAAAUGCUGAUUUUUGUCAUUGGGUGCAUAUAUCCCUACCACGAUUAUCUUUUCUCCUUGGUGGGUGAUCUGUACUGCUAUCGUUCUCCCUCUUCGUCUUUAUGUAUUAAUUUUGGAUCAAAUUUUUCUUUUAUAUAUAGUACCACUCCUCUUUUCUUGACAUUAUCCGAUGCUACAAAGUCCAACACCAAUCUCUUAUUACUUAAAAUUCUUUUAUGUUUUUUGUUACAUGGGUUUCUUGCAGACAGAUUAUGUCAAGGUUCUUUUUAAGCAAUACAUGAGCAAUUUGGUUUCUUUUAUUUUUAUUAUUGAGCCCGUUCACAUUCCACGAGGUUAUUUUUAAGGUCAUUUUUAAUGUACAAUCAGUAAGUGGUCAAAUCUAGGUUAGGUCUACUGCUCCUUGUUAUCUGUCUCUUCCUCUUCUUUUUCUUCGUCUAGGUUUUCCUCCUCUUCUCCCUCUCCACUUUCUUCACCUCCACCCCUCUCUUCCCCCAUCUGCGCCCCUUCUGGAUCCCCCCCUCCCAACCUUCCCAGUUCCUUCUCAUAUCUUCUUGCAAAUUUAUCCAAUUCCAGAGAGCUGGAUAGUUUGAAUCUUUUUCCUUGAAAUAGAAUGAAAUCCCUUCCGGGAACUCCCAUCUAUAUUGGAUCCCUAUCUUCUUCAAUUGGUUAGUUAGUUUUUUAUAAACAUCUCUCUUACGAAGAAAUCUCGAAGGAAUCUCUUUAAAUAUAAUAAUUGGCUUUCCCUCAAUACAUAAUUUUUGAUUAUAGUUUAACUUUAGUAUUUCAUUUCUCAUAUCCAGAGAGUUUAACACAGCAUUGCUUUCUAGGUGCUCACAGACUGUUUGCUUAAUGAUCUGCUCCAGAAUCUUCCCUGGUAUUGAUGUCAGACUGGCUGGGCGGUAAUUAUUUGGGUCCUCUCUUUCCCCCUUUUUGAAAAUAGGGACAACAUUUGCCCUCCUCCAGUCUGCCGGGACUUCGCCUGUUCUCCAGGAAUUCUCAGAGAUGACUGCCAGUGGUUCUGAGAUCACAUCUGCCAGUUCUUUUAAUACUCUUGGAUGCAGUUCAUCUGGCCGUGGAGACUUGAAUACAUCUAAACUAGCCAAGUAUUCUUGUACUAUCUCCUUAGUUAUUCUGGGCUGUGUUUCCUCUGCUGAAUCAUUUGCUCCAAAUUCUUCAGGUCGGGCAUUGUUUUCUUUAUCGGAGAAGACUGAGGCAAAGAAGGCACUGAGGAGUUCAGCCCUUUCUGUGUCCCCUGUUUGCAUUUCACCAUCUUCUCCUCUGAGUGACCCCACUGUUUCUUUGUUCUUCCUUUUGCUACAAACAUACCCAUAAAAGCCUUUUUUGUUGCUUUUAACCUCUCUAGCAAGCCUGAGUUCAUUCUGUGCUUUAGCUUUUCUGCCUUUGUGUCUACACGUGCUGGCUAUUUGUUUGAAUUCCUCUUUGGUGGUUUCCCCCUUUUCCAUUUUUGUACACAUCCUUUUUAAUCUUAACUCAGUUAAAAGUUCUUUAGAUAGCCACCCUGGCUUCUUUAGGCACCUUCCAUGUUUCCGUCUCAUUGGUAUUGCCUGACGUUGUGCUUUUACUAUCUCCCUCUUAAUAAACUCCCAGCCAUCAUGAACUCCCUUUCCUUUUAGUAUUACUGUCCAUGGGAUCUCACCCAGCACUUCCCUAAGUUUUAUGAAGUCGGCUUUCUUAAAGUCAAGAAAUUGAGUCCUAGUAUGCUUGGCUGCUCCUUUCCGCUGUAUAGUAAACUUCAGAAGAGCAUGAUCACUCGCGCCUAAUGAUCCUUCCACUUCUACCCCACUAACCAGGUCAUCAACAUUGGUUAGGACCAGAUCUAAAAUGGCUGUUCCUCUUGUUGCUUCUCCCACUUUCUGGACAAUGAAGUUGUCUGCAAGGCCAGUGAGGAAUCUGUUUGACCUUAUGCUCUUGGCUGAGUUUGACAUCCAACAAAUAUCCGGGUAAUUGAAGUCCCCCAUUACUACUAUCUCCCUUCCUUUGGCAUGCUUGGCCAUCUGUUCCAGGAAGGCAUCAUCUAUGUCCUCCGUUUGGCUUGGGGAUCUAUAGUAAACUCCCACAGUGAGGUCUCUGUUAUUCUUUUCUCCCUUAAUUUUGACCCAAAUGCUCUCACUUUGGCUUUGAGGUUCUAAAUCUUGGAUCUCUUCACAGGUAUACACAUCCCUGACAUAUAACGCCACUCCUCCUCCUUUCUUGUCUGGUCUGUUUCUCUGAAAUAGAUUGUAUCCCCCCAUUAUUACAUUCCAAUCGUGGGACUUAUCCCACCAGGUUUCAGUGAUGAUCAAAAAAACAAAGAUCAUGGCCACUGGUUCCAUCACCUCCUGGCAAAUAGAAGGGGAAGAAAUGGAGGCAGUGAGAGAUUUUACUUUCUUGGGUUCCAUGAUCACUGCAGAUGAUGACAGCAGCCACGAAAUUAAAAGACACCUGCUUCUUGGGAGAAAAGCAAUGACAAACCUAGACAGCAUCCUAAAAAGCAGAGACAUCACCUUGCCGACAAAGGUCCGUAUAGUUCAAACUAUGGUUUUCCCAGUAGUGAUGUAUGGAAGGGAGAGCUGGACCAUAAAGAAGGCUGAUCGCUGAAGAAUUGAUGCUUUUGAAUUCUGGUGCUGGAGGAGACUAUUGAGAGUCCCAUGGACUGCAAGAAGAUCAAACCAAUCCAUUCUGAAGGAAAUCAGCCCUGAGUGCUCACUGGAAGGACAGAUCCUGAAGCUGAGGCUCCAAGACUUUGGCCACCUCAUGAGAAGAGAAGACUCCCUGGAAAAGACCCUGGUGCUGGGAAAGAUGAAGGGCACAAGGAGAAGGGGACGACAGAGGACGAGAUGGUGGGACAGUGUUCUCGAAGCUACCAGCAUGAGUCUGACCAAACUGCGGGAGGCAGUGGAAGACAGGAGUGCAAAUGGCUUGAGAUACUUAUUAGGUCCAUAAAUUACCAUCUCGCAUAUAUUCAACACAUAAAACAGCGGCAAUUUGUAGUUGACAAAGGAGAGCUGGACCCAGAAAGGGCCCCAUUCCCUUCCGGAGCUGAGGGCCGCAUCCAAGCUCCAUCCGGCCCUGGGGGGCCCUCUUCCUCUUGGCCCCCAGCUGCCUUGGCCUCAGGCCCCCCUCCGCCCUGGCUCCCCUGCAGGCGGCCAUUGAGGGGUCUCUCUCUCUCUCUCUCUCUCUCUCUCUCUCCCUCUCUCCCUCUCCCUCUCUCUCCCUCUCUCUCUCCCCUCUCUCUCCCUCUCUCUCUCCCUCUCCCUCUCUCUCUCUCUCUCUCUCUCUCUCUCCCUCUCUCUCUCCCUCUCUCUCUCUCUCCCUCUCCCUCUCUCCCUCCCUCUCUCCCUCUCUCUCUCGCUUCGGCCUCCAAGGCCUUCGCAGAGGAGACCCCGGAUUGCCCUUCCCCGUCCCUGGCUUCUCCUACGGAAGCUUCACUCACCCAAGUCCCCGGCUGCAGGGCCUGCUUUUCCUUUCUUCUGUGAGGAGCGGAGACAUUUUUCUCCUCAGAACAGACCGGGAUGGAGCCGGCCGGGCCCAGACAUGGCAGCCGCCCUCCGGCUGAGGCCUUUUCCCGCCCUUUCCCUCCCCAGCUCAAAAUGGCUCCCUCAGAGCGCUGCCUCUCAAGGGCCUCGGCCCAAGCAAGCUCUGGCUUUCUGGAUUCCUUCCUGACCUUUCUAUCCCGUCUUUCCCUUCCAAGGAGCUCCCGGGGGCGGACAUGGUUCUCCUCCCCAUUGCCCUGGGAGGCAGGCUGGCCCUCAGGAGGUUUGGCAGGAGAUCCAAAGGGAUUUCUCCCUCUCCACUGAUCAGAAUAAAAUACCCCCAAGCUGCUUAUGAAAAGAAGACUUGGGGUGGAGGUGUUUGCAAGGGCAGCUCUAAAUAGCUUCAGCUGGAAAUCAUCCAUUUUUACCUCAGGAGUCCCUGAGGAGUUUUAGGAACUCCCCUAGAAAAUGGAUCGGAAGUGCAGGAAACGCCAGGAGUGUCUUUCCCUAGUUUCUGGAGGCUUCUCCUUUAGCUUUUGAAAAGGUAGAUUUCCUUCUCUUAAAAUAAGACGUUUUUCAUAACUUUUGAAUGUAACCGGCAGAUGGAAAAUCAGAAGUUCUUUUUCUCUUUCUAUAUUGCUUCUUUUCCUCUUCUCUCUUCUCUUCCUUCCCUAUCUUCUGUCUGCUUCUUUUUCUUUCUUUUCUUUUUCCUUUUGUAACUUUUUCCAUCUAUUUUUUAUGUACAUUCAUUUUCUAUAUCUUAAAGGUAAAGGGACCCCUGACCAGUAGGUCCAGUUGUGGCCGACUCUGGGCUUGUGGCGCUCUUCUCGCUUUAUUGGCUGAGGGAGCCGGCGUACAGCUUCCGGGUCAUGUGGCCAGCAGGACUAAGCCGCUUCUGGCGAACCAGAGCAGCGCACGGAAACGCCGUUUACCUUCCCGCCGGAGCGGUACCUAUUUAUCUACUUGCACUUUGACGUGCUUUCGAACUGCUAGGUUGGCAGGAGCAGGGACUGAGCAACGGGAGCUCACCCCGUUGCGGGGAUUUGAACCGCUGACCUUCUGAUCGGCAAAUCCUAGGCUCUGUGGUUUAACCCACAGCGCCACCCGUGCCCUUUUCUAUAUCUUGCUGUACUUUGAAAAACUUUCACAAUACAGUCAUAGAAAACUAAUGUACAUAAAAAGAAAACUCAUUUCCUCGUUGCCAAUCCUUCACCUUGUAGGUCUUCUUCAGAGUUGGGGGCUUUGUCCUCUGAUGCUCAACUCAGCGCUUUCCAAGGGGAUCCUGAUGUGCUUUUAUCCCCAGACCACUUUCCAUUCAGUUUUCCAUAGAGCCCCAAACCUGGGAGGGCUUCCCUCUUUCUGCCCUAGCUGGCCGUCCCCAGAUGUCCGGUGUGUCCGACAUUUUUCUCUCAGACAGAAUGUGAGCCUUUCCUGUUUGGCUCUUCUUUCUCAGGUCCAUCUAAGGAGAUGAAGGUGUCCUCAUCCUUUAUUUUCUAAAUGUCUUAAUUUGUGUAUUACCCAGGCAUAUGGGGAAGUCCUUGGGGACUCUCCACUCAUUCUUUAAGGAAAUGGCACCUUGGCUUGUUUUAAAGGACAAUUUCCCGGUUGUUGACAUCUGCAGGGCAUCCCCUUGGACCUCACAUACUUUGGUGAAGCCCUAUAGAUGGUUUUCCCCCAGCUGACACUGAGGAAAGGUGCUCAGAGGGUUGUUCAUAUUUGGUUUUGAUGCAGAGGAAUCCCAGCCCAUCCUUUGGGGAUCCUGCUGUGCUACGUCCUGUUCCCUGAAUGCCCUCCAGUCCAUUCUGGCCAAAAAUGGAAAUUGGUACCUACUGUGAAUUUCUGUUUGAGGAGUGGACUGGAGGACAUUCAGCCACCUCUGUUUCCCCCUCAGCAUUCUCUUAGUCUGAUUCAUAUGUUUUUGUUUUCAUGCAUUCAGUGGAGGUGUAGCUGUGUUACUGACAUGCUUAUGUUCCAACUGAGCUUCUAGUAUUGUGGUUCUUCAACAACCCCCAAGUAUUUUGAAGAGUUUUCACUCACUUGGUUUUGCUUUUCAACUUUCCUUUUACCAGUGCUCUCACUCUUGGUCAGUUUUCUCAUUUGAAGCCAAAAGUGACCAUGUUGGAUUGCCUUCGUGACUGGCACUUUAAAUAUAUCUUGAAUUUGAUAUCACUACAACAUGUCUCACUGAUUAAGUAUCCAUCUCAAGACCACUUGGCAUAUUUGGGUCGGGAGGAUGAUACAUAGCUGUCAACAUUUCGCUUUUUUUAAGGGAAAUUCCCUUAUUCCGAAUAGGAUUCCUCGCAAGAAAAGGGGAAAGUUGACAGCUAUGGGAUGAUAGCAUGCCCCCAGCACUAAAUAACUGUGGGCACCCAGUAUCCUCACCCACAAUGACUCUGUGGAAAAGUGGGUCCCCCUGGGAAUUUCUAGCAUGUUGCACUUGUGUGAUGUUGAGCAGGCCACCUCCAGCACACCUUUUCCUUCCUAUAGCGUUUGUGACCAGAGAUAAGCAUGGGGCAGACUUGGUAUGUGCUUGGGAUGGAGAGCAGCCCUUUGGGCUGUGCAGGUUCCUCUCGGGUGAGGUGCCCGGAGAGCCUGGCAUGAGCCUGACCCUCAGCCUUGGCUCUUGCAGCUCCUGGACACCUGGGAUGCCUUUGCGUACCAGCAGCGGGAGGUCUCGGACUUCAUUGUCUCACGGCGCCUCAGCAUCAUCGCUGAGCUCAGUAGCUCCCUCCGGAAAGCGACCCUGGAGCUGCAGGAGCUGCUGACUGUCGUGACAAUGGGGCGUUUCCAGGACCCCUCCCAGAACCCCCGGGCCAUGGAAGAGGAGCUGCGCACUCUCUGCCAGUCCUUCCAGGCCACGGUGUUGCGCAUCACUGAUCUCUGCCGUUCCCAGCGGAUCCUGACAGGUGAGCUGCAGGGUGUCCUUUCCUUGCAAGGAGGGAGCUCCCUUCUUCUGGGCUGGGUGUGAACCCUGCUGCGGCCUUUUGCUGCCUCCUCAGGGGAUUGCAUGGACGUCACAUUCAUCACUGGGAAGCAGGGGGUCAUCGAGAUCCACACUCGCAUCUGGCAGCUUUUCCGCAUCAUCACUGAGCAGAUCACUGAGUGGAAGUGUCUGGCAUUUGUCAAGGUAAAGAGAUGGAGGGGGCUGGGUUGGCCUCUCCCUGCCCAAGGAGAACCACUUUUGGGGUCCCAAACCUCAGUCCCUCCCUCUCCCCCAGCAUGCAACCUAUGUGAGGCUGCCCAAGCAUACCUCCUCUCCUCUCUUCCCCACCCCCAGUUCAACACCGGUUUGGCCAUGGAGAAGACCGAAGAGUGGCAAAAGGAGGUGAUCAGCCUGGAGCACUGCCUGCCCAGCCCAAACCAGGUGCUGCAAGCCUGCCUGCGUGCCAUUGCCAACCUGCAGAAGUACCUCCCUAUCCUCCUGAAACUGGGCAGCCACUUUCUCAAGCUCAGCUGCUGGAAGGAGAUAUUUGCUGGUGAGACCCUGGUGCUCAGACAUGAGGCAGGAAGCCCCUUGGUCCCUGCUGGACCCUGCCCUGGAGGUCAAAGGGCUUCCUCCUCCUCCUCCUCUCUUUCCAUGGUGGGAGCAGUGGGGGUCAAGAAGCCAGCAGGCAGGGAGGUUGGGAAGAAGGCUCCUCUGAGGACUCUGCAGAGCCCAUCUCCUCAGCUGCCCCCCCCUCUCUCACAGUGAUGGGCGUCAAGUGCCCCCUCAACAUGCAGUUCACGCUGGGGCAGCUCCUUUCCUACCCACUCCUGGAGCACAGUGACUCCAUCUUCAGGGUGAGUAGCUUGGCCUGGCAGGUUAGCAGAAGCCGGGGCCCCUGGAGAAGAGGAGGCUCCUUGUGCCCGUGGCCCAGCCUGGCCCCACCCCACCACUUUCUCCUGGGGGCUGUGACCUUCCUUGAUCCCCAGGUCUAUGCUUUGGAGAAGAGCCGCCAUUACGCCAGGGACACCCUGUUCCGCCUGGAGAGGUCCUGGGCCGAGAAGCAGUUCCGCCUCGUCAAUUUCAUCCUCAACGUUCCCCACAAGGAGCCGCCGCCCGAGCGCUUCCGCCGGCACCGCCAGCCCAAGCUGGAGCACAUCUCCAAGGACAGCGGCACGUACGUCUUGUCAGGUAAAGCACCAGAGCGCCAGCCUCAGCUGCAAGGGCAAGGGCUCCUCACGUGGGGAGGGGGGACGGAGCCGUGACCCAAGCAGAGAGAGUCCUCUGAAGGUGGCUCCUGCUGCGGGAGCCCUCGCGCCUGCGUGGCAUGGGCAAAGGUGGGCUCUGCCUCCCCUCCCUGCCCAGCCCUCAUCCUCUGCUCUCGGCCUCAGAUACGGCAGAGCUGAAGGCAAUGGUGGAGCACAGCCUCUUGACUCUCCAGAACAUCAUCCUCUCCCCGUUCUCCUCCGACAUCCUGCUGGAGGCUGAGAGCUGGGCGUCCAUCCUGCGUUCCUUUGGUGAGGAGCUGGGGCAGGAGGCCCUGGGGGAAGGGCAGUUCUGGCGCAGCCCUCUUUUUUGGGGUGGGGGCAGCCAUAGCUCUGGGCCAGCUUGGCCAUGAGGGAGGAGGUGCUUUGCAGCCAAGAGAGAGUCUUCCCUAUCCUCAUCUCCACUUUGUACCUCAGAAUCCCUCCUCGAGGCCUGGGUCAAUUUCCAGCAGAAAUGGGUCUUCUUGAACAUUGUUCUCUACGAGAUGGACAUCAGUCUCCCCAGCUCUGAGCUGGUGAGUUGCAGACGGGCCUCUUUUAGCCCCCGAGCCUCUUGGUUGCCUCUUCCCUUUGGGCGCCCUUGCACUGGUCCCCUGCCCGAAGCCCCUUGCUGCAGCCCAGUCUUCCCCCUUCCCCUUCCAUGCAGGAGUCGCGGUUCCAGCGGGUGGACAGCCACUUCCGAGAGUUCAUACAGGUGACCUGCAAUGACCCGCUGGUGCUGUCCAGCGUGAGGCCCCCCUGUGGCUCCUGCCGCGAGAGCCGCUUUGUGGGGGGUGCCUUGCAAGAAGCCUUUGUGGACGGCUCCAGAGACCUGCAGGUCAUCAUCCGGGCCCUGGACUACGUGCUGGAGGGCACGCGCAUGGGCUUUCCCCGCCUCUUCUUCCUCAGCAACGAGGAGCUGAUCAGCCUGCUGGCCACAGCCUCGGAGCCAGCAGAGGCCUCAGUCUGGGCCCAGCGCUGCUUCCCCGGAGUGCGCCAGCUGGCGCUCAUCGUGCCCUCCGCUGCCCACAACCGUGGCGCCUUGUCAGCCGAGCUGCCGGUGGUCCAGGUGACGGGCCUUGUUGGGGACCAGGAGGAGGAGCUGGAGCUGUGCAGCGUAGUUUGCCUCAGCCGGAAGGCCACCCAGUGGCUCUGCGCCCUGGAGCAGCGCAUGAAAGAGAGCGUCUUUCAGCAGAUGCAGCAGUGUGUGGCCCAGCGCCUGGCCCUGCGGCCCCAGCUGGAUGUGGCCUUCAAGCAUCGCCCUGGCCCCACCGAGCUGCCCCUCCACAUGGUGGUGGAGGGCUGGGCCACGCUGUGUCGCACCUUCCCCAACCAAUGUGUGGUGCUAGCCGAGGAGGCCCUGUGGCGCGCCACCCUGGAGGAGGCCCUCUCAAAUCAGCACUGCCAGCCAGAGCUGGAGCUCAAGCUAAACCUGAAGCUGGAAGCCCUGGCCCACUACGUCCGCAACUUCCGCAACCUGCGCCCCCGCCGGCCCGGCAGCGAGCAGCUGGGUCUGCUGCUGGAAGUCCUGAUCACCCUGACGGUGCAGCAGCGCGACACGCUUGCCCGGCUGCUCCAGUGCCAGGUGAGCUCCCCGCAAGCCUUUGAGUGGGCCCGGCUCCUCAAGUACCGCGUGGCCCUGAGUCCCGAGUGCGCCCGGACAGCGGGGCUCCCUGCUGGCAGCCCCUGGGUGGGCAGCCCCCCUGGCUGCUGGGCAGAAGCCCUUGACCGCCGCUUCCGCUAUGACUAUGAGUACCUGGGGCCCUGCCUGCACCUCCUGGGGAGCCCCUCGCUGGACAAGACCUUCCUGGGGCUGCUCUUGGCGCUGGAUGACUUCCGCUGCGGAGGCCUGCUGGGCCACCCGGACGUGGGCAAGUCUCACACGGUGCGGGGCCUGGCCGAGGCUCUGGGUCGCCAGCUGGUCACCCUGCACUGCACCCUGCAGGUGUCGGUGGGCUGCCUCUCGCGCUACCUUUGCGGGGCGGUGCAUGCUGGCGCGCUGCUGCUGCUGGAGGCGGCGGAGCGGUUGGAGGCAGCGGUGCUCUCGGCCUUCAGCCAGCGUUUGGUUGACCUGCAGCGGAUGUGCCAGAGCCUGCAAGGGGGCCGUGGAGCCACAGCAGGGGUGUCCUCGGGUGGCGGCUCCCCCCAUCCCAGCCAGAGCUCCGAGAGCUCUGAGAGCUCUGAGGGCGAGUUGCAGCCUGCCAUCCCAGUGCUGGAGCUGGGCACCGAUGAGGCCGAGCCCUACCAGCCCCGUGUCCUGGGCAACAUCCUCUUUGGGGGGCGGCUGCUGCGGGUGCGGGAGACCUAUGGCUGCGUCAUCACCCUGGAGCGCCUCCCAGAGGCCCUGUGCCUGGCCAUGCGCCCCCUGGCCAUGCUGCCCCCUGACCUCACCCAGCUAGCAGAGGUCACCCUGCUGGCCGCUGGCUUCCGGGAGGCUACCCGUCUCGCAGAGAAGCUGAACCACUUUCUGCGCCUGGAGGGGGAGCUGAACCCGAAACCCCACCUGGGCCGUUGCAGCCUCGUCCGGGAGGUGGUCAGGGUGGCGGUCAGCAUCCUGUUCAGCCCUCCAGCCGGGCAGGGCUCCCUGACGCUCAAGUCCCGGCCCUCAGGCAGGGCCGCAUUCUUCCAGGGCCUGGAGGAACAGCCGGCCAUGGUCAAAGCGCUGUGCCUCUCCUCGCUGCUCAGCGGCCCUGAGUGCCCACGACUCCAGAACACACGGGACUUGCUGCGCGAGGUCUUUCCGGGAGCCCCCCUGCAGGCCUUUGAGUCACGGGUGCCCUACCGCCUCCAGAGUGCCUUGGUGGCCCAGCUGCACGAGGACAAGCUGCAGCCCGAGCAGGAGCUCCUGAGCAUAGCUGGCCAGCUCUUCCAGGCCCUGCUGGGGGCCCCAGGCGUCCUUCUGCUGGGGCCUGCGGGGAGCGGCAAGACCACCAUGUGGCGCACCCUGGCCAAGGCACUGAGCCGGCUGGCAGCCAGCGAUGCCGCGCCAGGGGCCCACAUGACUGAGGUCAGCCCCAGCAGCCUCUUCCAGCCGACCAGCACCGUCUGCCUGUGGCCGAACUGCCUGAGCGUAGCUGAGUUUGUGGGGAGCCUGGAGGGCAGCAUAUGGCAGGAUGGGGUCCUCUCCCGGGUCCUGCAGAGAGCGGCCACCUCCACCCUGGCACGCAGGACUGGUGAGGGGAGCUCCCAGGAGUGGCUGGUGCUGGAUGGGGCAGCCUGUGCAGAGUGGCUGGAGCCCAUCUCCUCCCUCUUCAGUGCCAGACCUUCCCUCAGUCUGCCGAACGGGCAGAAGCUGCGGAUCCCCAAGAAUGUCAAGUUCCUCUUUGAAAUGCCCAGCACCUCCAACGUGCCCCCCUCCGUCUGCACCCACUACUCCCUGCUGUACUGCGGGGGGGCCAGCCUGUGGCGGGGGCUGCUGGCCUCGGGCCUGGCCCCCGUGUACCGCAUGUACAGCCUGACCCAGGAGAGCCUGGCCCUGCUGCGCAGCCUGGCCGAGGAGCUCUUCCCCGCGACGCUGGCCUUCCUGCGGGAGCACUGCUGCUCGGUGCUGCUCCCCCACCCCCACCCCCAGGACCCCGUGGCCCAGGGCGUCCAAGAGACAACCACCUUCCUGAGGCUCCUCCUUGCCCUGCUGGAGCAACACCUGCGCCGGGACCGGGUCAAGCACCUGCCGCCACCUCCUCCUCCUCCUGCUGCCGCUCAGGAGUCGACAGGUAAGUGACCUGGGAGCAUGUUGAGACCCCAGGGUGUGGGGGAAGGAGCCUCUUCCUGCCAGGGCUGCCUCCCAUGUUGUGGGGCUAUUUCCGUAGAUCCCUAUGCCCUUGGUGUGUUUAGUGGUGGAGAGGCUCCUUGCCCUGGCUCUGUGGAGCGUGGAGCGUGGUGGGGAGCCCAGCUCACCCCAGCCCUUUCCCCACAGACGCCAAGGGCACCGUCUUGGACAGCCGCACUGCCUCCUCGUCCCGUAGUCUGGACGACACCGUCCCUGCCCACCACCACUUGCUGGUGCAGAGCAUCUUUGUUUUUGCCUACAUCUGGGGCUUCGGAGGCCACCUACACCCCAGGUACUCUGGACUCUUUGCACUCUUUGCCUCACAAGGUGGGGGGAAGACCUAAGGAGGGAGAUGUUUAUCAUGGCCCGUGGGGGCAGGGGAGAGCCAGGGAAGAAGGAGCCUUUGGAAAUGCCAGUAAGUGUAUGGAAAGAGAUUGUCCUCUUGGUGCUGUAACCUUCCAAUAGUUUGACAUCACCCCCAAAGGCACACUCCUCCAUAGUCUCCCGAGACAGACGGGCGCCAGCUGCCAACUAGCUGAUGUUGUGUACUGAGGGGGCAGCACAGAGGCCUGAGAAAUGCAAGUGAGGGAGAGACCUUGGGGGAGGGGAGGGGAGAGGACUGGAGGAGCAAAGCGGGUGGGAGCCUGCAAAGACAUCUCCGAAGCCAGCAAGGGGCAUGCCAGCGUCAUAGGGUAGGGCAAGUGAAGAGGUGAGUGGCACUGGAGGUCCUGCGUGGAGGCAAGAGGGCUCUGUCUCUGCCCCACAACCCUCUCUCCUCAUUCAGACCAUCCCAAGCUCUUCUUCAGCCCCUCCCCCCUUGUCUGGUGGUGGAGCAUGGGUUGCCAGUGCCCAGGGCCACUCGGAGGGGUGGGAGGGAAAUGGAUGGAGAACACGCACAUUCAGCUGCCUAAUGGGGCCACGUCACCCAGGAAAUUACAGCUGCAAAGAAAAUAAGAGUUGUUCUGUUGUCUGGAGAGGUUGCUUCCUGGUUGAAAUGUUUUGCCCCUAACAUUUUUUUUCCUGGGGCAACCACCCCCGGGGCCCCCCAUGCUAUGCCCCUGCCCCCAGGCAAGGCCCUGCGACGACAAGGAGGGCUUGGAGAGACCCACUUCAGACUUGGAACAAGACAACCCACAGAAAGCCAGCAGCCAAGAUCCUCUCCUCUCCUCUGCGCUCUGGACCUUGGGCUUUUCUCCCUCGUGGGCAUCACAGUGGUGCAGCAGAGCUGCUUUCGGAAAGGCUGACUCUCCACAGGGGCCAGAACAUCUUACUGUACAUGCAGUACUGCACAUGGGUCCCCUCCAACUCUACGAUUUGAUAUGAUUCUGUUAUAUUGGUGGUGCUGAACAGGCAGGGUGUGAGCCAUGCUGGUGGGUGGGGUGGGGGGAGCAGCAUUUUGGUAUUGCGGUCUUGGGGGCUUCAAAGAGUUCUUCCCCUGCCCUUCGUCUUCCUCCAGGCACUGGCCUCUCUUUGAGCACUUUGCCCGCCAGGCCCUGCACAGGAGCCAGUUCUCCAUCAAGCUCCCCACUGGGCCAUCCGCCUUCGACCUCUGCCCCCUGGCAGCGGAUGGCACCCUGGAAUCCUUCAACGGGUCCUAUCUAUCCAACCGUGUCAAGGUCCUCCCAGUCACCUUCUCUGUCCUGCAGCCCCAGGUAGGGCCAGCCCCUUGGGGGGGAUCUCUGGCUGGGGAGCCCAUGUGUGUUCUGCCAUUCCUUCCUCCCUCCUCAGCAUGAGCGGGCGCUCUUCGUGGUGGACCUGCUCCUGAGCAGCGAGCGUCCAGUCCUGCUGGUUGGGGAGCCGGGCUGCGGGAAGUCCUCCUUUGCAGAGAUGCUGGUGCAACCGAACCACAGCUACCACCGGGUCUGCCUCACCCCUGCACUUAGACCAGCCCACCUGCGCCACCUGCUGCACAAGCGCUUCCUCAGCCUGGCGCGAGACAAGGGCAAGCCCGGGCGGGGGGCAGCUGCCAAGGGACGCUGCCUCUUCCUGGUGGAGGACCUGCACUUGGCCUUUGUGGGUGAGCCAAGGGGGCUGGGGAGGAGAAGGUCCUCUCCCUGCUCCGUGGGGAGGCCGUGAGGGACUUUGCCACAGCUCUUAUGGUCCUCCUCCUCCUCCUCCUGUCCAGAUUCAGCCCGGGGCUCGAGCCCUGUGGUGGAGUCCCUGCGCCAGGCUCUGAGCUACCAGCAGUUCUACCACGGAGAGACCCUGGAGGUGCAGCACUGCCCGGCCACCGGCUUCAACUGCUUUGGCACACUCUCCGUGCCCAUGACAGGCGCCCUGCCCCUCUGCCCUCGCUUUGGCAGGCUCUUCAGCACUGUGGUGUUGCCGCUCACGACCAGAGACUCCCUGCUGGGCCUGUAUGUGGAGCCCGUUCUGUGCUGGCUGGAGAAGUUCCCCCUGCUGUCCCGGCAAAAUGACUUGGCCUUGGCGCUGGUCAGGGCCACCAUCAACGCCUAUGAGACGGCCAAGAGCUUGUUCCCACCCUCUCCCGCCUGCUGCCUCUUCCACUUCUCGCUGCACGACAUCCAGAAGGUGUUCAAGGGGCUGUUCCUGCUGCGGCCCCGCCCAGGCAUCCACCUCAGCAGUCCCCUGGAGGAACAGAACUUCAAGCAGGCGUCCAGCCGGCGCACCUCUGGGGUGACCAAGAUGACCAUGGGGGCGGGCUAUACUGCCCUCCUCAGCACCCGACUGGUCGUCCGCCUCUGGAUACAUGAGUGUCUGUGCGUCUUCUGUGACCCACUGCGGAGGGAGCAGCAGCGGGAGCUCUGCAGGCAGAUGCUGAUGGACGUGGCCAUAAGCGUCUUCUGUGCCAAGCGCAAUGUCAUACGGGUUGCGCAGAGGACCUGGUCCUCCAGCCCCCCCAGGGACCAGGACCACCACCCGCCCAGCAGAGCUGGCAUCACCUUCCACUUGCCCAGCGGGAGCUUCAGCCUUGAUGCAGAAUGGGCAGCGGAGGAGGAGCCAGAAGAAGAGAAGCCCCUCUUCCCUUGGAGUGGUGAGGUGGGCUGCCCUGACCCCUGGGACCCAGUGGAGCAGGCAGCAGCGCUGGCCUUGGACCGCCCAGACCCUGGAGAAGGCCUGGCUGUUUUGGAGCUAGAGAGCGAGACCACAGAGGCGGAAACCGCAGAGGAAGCUGCAAGGAAGCAGACCCCUGCCUCCCAGGGCCGGUCCCCACGCGACCGGCGCCGGGCAUCCCCCAACCGGCUUCACCUCCACAAGGCCAGGCGCCAUGGCUCUCCCAAGAAGGAGAGCACCGGCCCCCUGCUGCCCUCCCACCUCCUGCUGCAGCCAGGCGAGGAGCUCCGGGACGUUGUCUUCAGCAAGGACCUGGGCCCUGACUCCUACAGCCCCAACACCCACAACCCUUACCAAGAGAAGCUCUGGAAGACCCUGGAGAAGCAGCUGAAGCCCUUGCUGCCCAAAAACUUCCUGCUGUGCUUGGAGUCACUGAGGCACAUAGUGCGCCUGAGCCGGCUCUUCUGUGGCCCUGACCGGCAUGGGGCCAUUGUCUCCUUUGCCCGCUGCACAGGGCGGAGGACCCUCGUGGCUCUGGCUGCCCGUGCCACCGCCUCGCUGCUGAUGGAGAUACCUGCCAAAGAGGAUGAGGCAGGGGCCCUGGCCUUGCUGCGAUUGGCCAGUUGGCAGGCAGGCAUCAUGGGCAAGCGAGUGCUGCUGCUGGUGCACGCCGGCAUAAGCCUGGCCACCUUGCACCUGCUACUGGCCCUGAUGGCCGAGGGCACGUGCCCUGGCCUCUACAGCCCAGAAGACACCAUGGCUGUCAUCCAAGCCCUGCUGCAGGAGAACCAGAGCAUCAAGCGGAACAUGCGGGAGGAGCUCAUUCUGCAAAGGUGUGGGGCUGGGGCAGCCCUUGGCCCAGGGGGCUGGCCAGGGAGGACUUGCUUCAGGGCUCAGUCCUGCUUUCUGGCUUUCCUUGCAGAUUCUUCCAGUUUGUGCGUGCCAACCUGCAUGUGGUGCUGCUGCUGGGGGGUGCUGGCUCCUUGGCACUGCCGCCCAUCACAGCCACAGCCCUGGCCCAAGUGCUCAGCAGCCUGGAGGUCUAUCAGCCAUGGAGCCACGAGUCCUUGGUGGCAGUGGCCUCCAAGUACCUCAUGUACCACCAGAAGACUUCAGCCAAGCUCACUCGAGGUGGGUGCCACUGAAGCAGCGGCUGGGAGUGGGGAGGAAGGGCGCUCCCUCCUGUCCCUCCAGCAACAGCAAACAGCCCUGUGCCCCCCGCAGCAGGCCUCCCUGUGUGCCCACCAUGCCGCCACCCCCACUGCCCACUUGUUCUCCACUCUCCUUGGUCUUGGUGAUGGCAGCGUCCCAGUCUCUGUCUCCAUGAUGGACACCCCACCCCAAGCUCUGACCUGGGCAGAUAUGUCCAUUCUCUGUUGUUAGGGCUGACGUCAGUACAUGACCUCAAGGACUUGAUGCAUCGCACGGCCAAGGCCGCCUCCCGGAUCCAUUGCUGUACCAUGGCAUACAUGACUUCCCUGGCCGCCCACCUCCCCCUCAUCAGCCCCAAGACUUUCCUGGAUUUCCUUGACACCUUCCUACUGCUGUUGAGCAGUCUGCAGGAAAAGAAUGCCAAGCAGCUGGAUCGGUAAGUGUGGCUCUUCCACUCAGCUGGGAAGGCGGGCGCAGCAGUGACACCAGCAAACCCAGUUUUCACUUCCUGGGACUUCCGGUAAGGCCCCUGGGUCCAGCCACGUUGCUGCCUUGGGGUGGGGCCAGGAGCUUGGCUGUGGCAUUCUGGAGCAGCUCAAGCCGGUGGGAUUUGGAGGUCCUGUUAUGGGGGCUCCACCCCUGCUCAGUCACUACUGGAAAGCAAUGCGUUUCUUGGCUAACACCGGGAGUUUGUUUCUUGGUUCUGGGGCUGUGGAGUCCCACAAGGGUCCAUUCUGUCUGCUGUACCUUUUAACGUCUACAUCAAACCACUGAGAGCCAUCAUCAAGGGAUUUGGGCGCCAUCAGCAUUCUGGUGGCAGGAAUCUGCCUUUCCAUUGACCCCAAGAGUGAGUCAGUCCUGGGGACCUGCUGUUGUCCCUCUAGUCCAAAUGCUCAGUGUGAUAUUGAGAUGAAGAAAUGCUACUCUAGGCUGCAUGAACAGAAGUUUAGUGUUCAGAUCAAGGCAAGUCAUAGUGCUAUUCUAUUCUGCCUUGGUCAGACCACACCUGGAAUACUGGGUCUAAUUCUGGGUGCCACAAUUGAAGGAUAUUUAUUGACAAGCUGGAACGUGUGCAGAGGAGCACAACCAAGAUGAUCAAGGGUCUAUGAGGAACGUUUAAUAAUAAUAAUAAUAAAUUUUUAUUUAUACCCCGCCCUCCCUGGCCAGAACCGGGCUCAGGGCGGCUAACACCAAUAAAAUUACAAUAAAACAUAAUAGGAAAGGGGAAAAACCUGUUAAUUAAAAUAAGGGUUAAAAUACAAUUUAAAAUGCAGCCUCAUUUUAGUAGUAGCCCAUAAAUCAAAACCAUACGGGGAGGGAAACAUAAGGGUCAGACUGAGUCCAAACCAAAAGCCAGGUGGAACAGAUUUGUCUUGCAGGCCCUGCGGAAAGAUGUCAAGUCCCGCAGGGCCCUGGUCUUUUGUGACAGAGUGUUCCACCAAGUCAGGGGCAGUACUGAAAAGGCCCUGGCCCUAGUUGAGACCAAUCUAACCACCUAGUGGCUCAGGACCCCCAAAGUGUUGUUAUUUGUGGACCUUAAGGUCCUCCGCAGGGCAUACCAGGAGAGGCGGUCCCAUAGGUACGAGGGUCCUAGGCCGCAUAGGGCUUGAAAGAUCAAAAGCAGCACCUUAAACCUGACCCUGUACUCCACCGGGAGCCAGUGCAGCUGGUAAAGCACGGGAUGAAUGUGAUCCUGUGGCAAGGACCCUGUAAAGAGCCUCGCUGUGGCAUUCUGCGGUUGAGAGAUUUUGGUAUGUUUAGUCUGAAAAAGAGGAGACUGGGAGAGAUAUGAUAGCCAUCUUCAAAUAUCUCAAGGGCUAUCACAUGGAAGAGGGAACAAGCUUGUUUUCUCCUGCUCUGAAGGGCAGGACUGGAACCAAUGGCCUCAAGUGAUGAGAAAGGAGAUUCCGACUAAACAUCAGAAAUAACUUCCUGACAGAACUGUGUGGAAUGGACUCCCUUGGGAGGUGGUAGACUCUCUCUUACUUCCUCCAUUUCUUCCCCUUCUAUUUGCCAGGAGGUGAUGGGACCAGUGGCCAUGAUCUUAGUUUUUUUGAUGCUGAGCUUCAGACCAUAUUUUGCGCUCUCCUCUUUCACCCUCAUUAAGAGGUUCUUUAAUUCCUCCUCACUUUCUGCCAUCCAAGUUGUGUCAUCUGUAAUAAUGGAGGGAUACAAUCUAUUUCAGAGAAACAGACCAGACAAGAAAGGAGGAGGAGUGGCGUUAUAUGUCAAGGAUGUGUAUACCUGUGAAGAGAUCCAAGAUUUAGAACCUCAAAGCCAAAGUGAGAGCAUUUGGGUCAAAAUUAAGGGAGAGAAGAAUAACAGUGACCUCAUUGUGGGAGUUUACUAUAGAUCCCCAAGCCAAACGGAGGACAUACAGUGGUGCCUCGCAAGACGAAAUUAAUUCGUUCCGCAAGUCUCUUCGUCUUGCGAGUUUUUCGUCUUGCGAUGCACGGUUUCCCAUAGGAAUGCAUUGAAAAUCAAUUAAUGCGUUCCUAGGAAGCCGCCUCCAGACCAGGUCCGGGGACAGUCUGUCCCCGGACCUCUUCUGAAGGCUGGGGGGGGCAAGGGCUUUUCUUCCCACCCCCAGCAUUUUAAAAAACCCCGGGACAGCGGAGGACUUCUCCGCUGUCCGGGCGAUCUUAAAAUGCUGGCGGGCGGCAUUUUAAAAUCACCCGGGACAGCGGAGGACUUCUCCGCUGUCCGGGGCAAUUCAAAGCCCCUGGGAAGGCAGGCAGGGGGACAAAGACUUUUGCCCCCGCCAGCCUUCAGAAGAGGUCCUGGACCUCUUCUGAAGGCGGGCGGGCGAAGUCUUGCUCCCCCGCCUUCAAAAGCCCUCCGGGACAGGCAGGCAGGGGAGCAAAGACUUUCGCCCCCGCCCGCCUUCAGAAGGUCUUCCCUCCCCCCGCCCGGCCGGGCACCGUUCCGAAGCCGGGCGGCGGCGGAGGUCUUCCCUCCCCCCGCCCGGCCCGGAGCACCGUUCCGAAGCCGGGCGGCGGCGGAGGUGUUCCCUCCCCCGCCCGGCCGGGCACCGUUCCGAGCCGGGCGGCGCGGAGGUGUUCCCUCCCCCCGCCCGGCCGGAGCACCGUUCCGAGCCGGGCGGCGGCGGAGGUCUUCCCUCCCACCGCCCGGCCGGGCACCGUUCCGAAGCCGGGCGGCGGCGGAGGUCUUCCCUCCCCACCGCCCGGCCGGAGCACCGUUCCGAAGCCGGGCAGGCGGGAGGUCUUCCCUCCCCGCCCGGCCGGGCACCGUUCCGAAGCCGGGCGGCGGCGGCAGGUGUUCCCUCCCCCCGCCCGGCCGGGCACCGUUCCGAAGCCGGGCGGCGGCGGCAGGUGUUGCCUCCCCCCGCCCGGCCGGAGGAGCCUUCCGAAGCCCGGCGGCGGGAGGAGGUGUACCCGCCCCCCCGCCACGCUUAGGAGGAGGUCCGAGGACAGUGGGGAAGACGCGCUGCGCUUCCCCGCUGUCCCUGAGAUUUCCCUAUGGGCUGUCGUCUUGCGAAGCAAGCCCAUAGGAAAUUCGUUUGCGAAGCGCCUCCAAAACGGAAAACCCUUUCGUCUAGCGGGUUUUCCGUCUUGCGAGGCGUUCGUCUUGCGGGGUACCACUGUAGAUGAUGCCUUCCUGGAACAGAUGGCCAAGCAUGCAAAAGGAAGAGAGAUAGUAGUAAUGGGGGACUUCAAUUACCCGGAUAUUUGUUGGAUGUCAAACUCAGCCAAGAGAAUAAGGUCAAAUAGAUUCCUCACUGGCCUUGCAGACAACUUCAUUGUCCAGAAAGUGGGAGAAGCAACAAGAGGAACAGCCAUUUUAGAUCUGGUCCUAACCAAUGUUGAUGACCUGGUUAGUGGGGUAGAAGUGGAAGGAUCAUUAGGCGCGAGUGAUCAUGCUCUUCUGAAGUUUACUAUACAGCGGAAAGGAGCAGCCAAGCCUACUAGGACUCAAUUUCUUGACUUUAAGAAAGCCGACUUCAUAAAACUUAGGGAAGUGCUGGGUGAGAUCCCAUGGACAGUAAUACUGAAAGGAAAGGGAGUUCAUGAUGGCUGGGAGUUUGUUAAGAGGGAGAUAGUAAAAGCACAACUUCAGGCAAUACCAAUGAGACGGAAACAUGGAAGGUGCCUAAAGAAGCCAGGGUGGCUAUCUAAAGAACUUUUUUUUUUUAAUGAUAUUUAUUAAAAUUUCAAAAGAAAAAGAUUACAUUAAUAAGAAAAGUAACAAUAAAGAAAGAAAAAUACAAAGUACAAAAAAGAAAAACAGUUAAAAACAUUUCCAUCUUUUCAUCACUUCUCUUACGUUUACUUGUUUCCCGGACCUCCUCAUACCUCCCCCUUUUGUAUUCCAAUUCAAUUUGUUAGUCCAGCAAUUCCUUUCCCUCCUUUUUAAUCCUGAUCUUUAAUCUUGAUAUAUUAUAACAUUAAAUUUUUACGUAUUAAAAACCAAUUUUUCCAUAUUCUUUUAUACCAGUACAGCUAGAAACCACUUAACUUCAAUCCAACAUCAUUCUAACAUUCAUUAAUUUUGCAAUAUUUCUGUAAAUAGUCUUUAAAUUUCUUCCAAUCUUCUUCCACCGACUCUUCUCCCUGGUCUCGGAUUCUGCCAGUCAUUUCCGCCAAUUCCAUGUAGUCCAUCAAUUUCAUCUGCCAUUCCUCCAGUGUGGGUAAGUCUUGUGUCUUCCAAUGCUUUGCAAUAAGUAUUCUUGCUGCUGUUGUAGCAUACAUAAAGAAAGUUCUGUCCCUCUUUAACACCGAUUGGCCCACUAUGCCCAGGGAUGCAAACAGGGGACACAGAAAGGGCUGAACUCCUCAAUGCCUUCUUUGCCUCAGUCUUCUCCGAUAAAGAAAACAAUGCCCGACCUGAAGAAUUUGGAGCAAAUGAUUCAGCAGAGGAAACACAGCCCAGAAUAACUAAGGAGAUAGUACAAGAAUACUUGGCUAGUUUAGAUGUAUUCAAGUCUCCACGGCCAGAUGAACUGCAUCCAAGAGUAUUAAAAGAACUGGCAGAUGUGAUCUCAGAACCACUGGCAGUCAUCUUUGAGAAUUCCUGGAGAACAGGCGAAGUCCCGGCAGACUGGAGGGCAAAUGUUGUCCCUAUUUUCAAAAAGGGGAAAAGAGAGGACCCAAAUAAUUACCGCCCAGUCAGUCUGACAUCAAUACCAGGGAAGAUUCUGGAGCAGAUCAUUAAGCAAACAGUCUGUGAGCACCUAGAAAGGAAUGCUGUGAUCACCAAUAGUCAGCAUGGAUUUCUGAAAAAUAAGUCAUGUCAGACUAACCUGAUCUCGUUUUUUGACAGAAUUACAAGCCUGGUAGAUGAAGGGAACGCAGUGGAUGUAGCCUACCUUGAUUUCAGCAAGGCAUUUGACAAGGUGCCCCAUGAUAUUCUUGUAAAGAAGCUGGUAAAAUGCGGUCUUGACUAUGCUACCACUCAGUGGAUUUGUAACUGGCUGACUGACCGAACCCAAAGGGUGCUCAUCAAUGGUUCCUCUUCAUCCUGGAGAAGAGUGACUAGUGGGGUGCCGCAGGGUUCUGUCUUGGGCCCGGUCUUAUUCAACAUCUUUAUCAACGACUUGGAUGAUGGACUCAAGGGCAUCCUGAUCAAAUUUGCAGAUGACACCAAACUGGGAGGGGUGGCUAACACCCCAGAGGACAGGAUCACACUUCAAAACGACCUUGACAGAUUAGAGAACUGGGCCAAAACAAACAAGAUGAAUUUGAACAGGGAGAAAUGUAAAGUAUUGCACUUGGGCAGAAAAAAUGAGAGGCACAAAUACAAGAUGGGUGACACCUGGCUUGAGAGCAGUACAUGUGAAAAGGAUCUAGGAGUCUUGGUUGACCACAAACUUGACAUGAGCCAAGAGUGUGACGCGGCAGCUAAAAAAGCCAAUGCAAUUCUGGGCUGCAUCAAUAGGAGUAUAGCAUCUAGAUCAAGGGAAGUAAUAGUGCCACUGUAUUCUGCUCUGGUCAGACCUCACCUGGAGUACUGUGUCCAGUUCUGGGCACCACAGUUCAAGAAGGACACUGACAAACUGGAACGUGUCCAGAGGAGGGCAACCAAAAUGGUCAAAGGCCUGGAAACGAUGCCUUAUGAGGAACGGCUAAGGGAGCUGGGCAUGUUUAGCCUGGAGAAGAGGAGGUUAAGGGGUGAUAUGAUAGCCAUGUUCAAAUAUAUAAAAGGAUGUCACAUAGAGGAGGGAGAAAGGUGGUUUUCUGCUGCUCCAGAGAAGCGGACACGGAGCAAUGGAUCCAAACUACAAGAAAGAAGAUUCCACCUAAACAUUAGGAAGAAUUUAAUGACAGUAAGAGCUGUUCGACAGUGGAAUUUGCUGCCAAGGAGUGUGGUGGAGUCUCCUUCUUUGGAGGUCUUUAAGCAGAGGCUUGACAACCAUAUGUCAGGAGUGCUCUGAUGGUGUUUCUGUUGGGAUACUGCCAGGGAGAUAAAGUCCAUCAAGGCCCCCAAGCCGUCUGCCGGAGGAUCCAUCGACCUCCCGUAGGCACACAGCGACAUGAGUUUCUAGAAAAUAUCUUGCCACAUUCUCGAGCUCAUGCACGCUCUAUCAGCAGAUAAUGCACAGCCAAAAGUUGCAAUCAGGAGAGCAUUAUUUACAAGUUUAUUCAGCGUUGAUCAGAACACAGAAAAACAUGACUGACUGCUUUUAGUGUCUGCGACACAGAGAGAAAACGAAAGCAACAGAAAACAUAAACAUCCUGUGAACAGGAAAUACGCAGACUCUGACUCACAAAGCCUGCUCCCUUUUAAGGUGGAACGGAAAUAUCCUAACAUCCUCCCCCUUUCCGUGUAACCUGUAGUACCUGUGGUUCAACCCAAUUGCAACCUUUGUACGUAAACCUUAAGUUGUUCUCUGUUAACAACCUUAGACAACAGAUCAGCAGGAAUUUCAUUUCCUGGCAUGUAGGACACCUGAAUGAGUCCUUUCUGAAUACACUCUCUUGCACGAUGUAGCUUAAUCUGCAAGUACUUGGUCCUUUGCUUGCAACUCUCCGAGUUCAGCAAAGCCAAACACGAUCUAUUGUCUUGAUACACUUGUACAGGACAUUUCACAGAAACUCUGAUGUCCUUAAACAGUUGCAUCAACCAUUCACAAUCCAUGAGUGAAAAUGACAGAGCAUUGAGUUCUGCUUCACAGGAACUUAGGCUCACUGUCGUCUGCUUUUGCACAGCCAGUCAAACAGACAGUGGUUGUACAUGUAGCAUACUCCAGAAGUGCUUGUACCAUCCGUGGUGUCACUUCCAAAACUUGCAUCUGCAAAGAUUUCAAGACCUCCAGUCUUCUGACUGGUGAACCUCAGCCUGUAGUGCAAAGUCCCUUUCAAAUAGCGGGCUAUGCGCUUCAGAGCUUUCCAAUCCUGAACAGUAGGAUUGUUGGCAUGUCUGCUAAGCAGGUUACAGCUUACAGCAAUGUCAGGUCUUGAGCAUCUAGCAAUGAAAUUCAACUUGCCUAGAAUGCAUCUGUACAGCGUUGUGUCAGAAAACGCUUCAGCAGUACUAUCUACCUGGUAACCUGUCACCAUCGGUGUGUCUGCUGGGUUUGCAUCAACCAAAUUCAACCUGGUUAAUACAUCAGCAAUUUUCUGUGUUUGGUGUACCAGAAAAUUACCUGCUUGGUCCCUCUCCACCUGCAGAGAAAGAUAGUUGGAUACCUCACCAAGAUCCUUCAUGUCAAAGUGCUCCUUCAGCUGAGCUAGGGUGCUUUGGUACAAAGCCUGAUUCUUCCAAAACAUCAGAAGAUCAUCAACAAAACAUAAACAAUACAGUUUGUUUUGCCCCUCCUCCUUGACAAAUACACACGGAUCAGCUUUACCCUGGUGAAAACCUAGAGAAAGCAAUGUCUCAGUGAGUUUCGUGUUCCAACACCUGGCACUCUGCUUGAGACCAUACAAGGAUUUCCGCAGUUUACAGACCAUUCCCUUCUGUAUCUGCAUUCCAUCAGGUGGAAGCAUAAACAGCUCCUCCUCCAAAAUCCCGUACAAAAAAAGCUGUAUUAAUGUCAUGAUGGGAAACAUGCAGUUUCUCCUCUGCAGCUAUCUUGAGCAUCAGCCGAAUGCUCUCAUAUUUGACGGUGGGUGAGUAGGUCUCGUGGUAAUCCUGUCCUGGUACCUGUGAAAAACCUCUGGCAACCAAUCUGGCUUUGUGUCUGACAACCUUGCCAUUCUGGUCUGUCUUGGCCUUGAAGACCCAUUUGCUGCCAACCAGUCUCAUUCCUGGGACUACCGGUACCAGCUCCCAAGUUUGGUUCCUAUUCAAGGAAUCAACUUCAGCCUUCAUGGCAUUAAGCCAAGGCUCAGCAUCUUUAGAGGUUAACUCCUGAACCUCUUUGAAGCUUGAAGGUUCCCACACCUUCUCUGAGCUACUAAGAACAGCAGUUGCUGUCUUAGCAAACUCAUCAGCAAAUCUCUUUGGAGGUCUGCCCUUGGUGGCUCUUUCAGAUCUGCGUACUAGACGCAAGUCUUCUGGACUCAUCUCCUCUUUCUUAGGAGAAAAGUGACCAAUGGUGAACAGUGGUUCUUCCAGUUCAUUGUCAGACGCAUCAGAUGGUCUGACUGAGGCCUUUGCGCUCUUGUAGUCUGCUGUGUCAUCACUGUCACUGACACCAGCAGCAGCGCCGCCCACUGAACUGGAAUCCGAACUCUGAUCAUCAUCAUCAUCAUCAUCCUCACUCCUGCAGCUUCCUCAGCUUUAGCUGCUUCUUUGACAUCACCUUCAUCCUCCUCUGGGUAACUCUGGAAAAUUCCCACAUUUCCCCCCCACUUAGGAUUGUACUCAACACUCUUUGUGAACUUAAUGGACUUAGAGUUGGUCAUCCACACCCUGUAUGCACCUUUUCGUACCCCAUGAACAAACCAUGUGCCCCACGCUUCCCAAGCUUGUUGCUCUGUGGGGUGUGUACCCACAUGUCAGAACCAAAGAUUCUCAUGUGUUUGAUGUUGGGUUUCUUACCAAACAUCUUCUCAUAGGGAGUACAACCAAUAGGUGAUGACAAUCUGCGAUUAUAAGUGUAAGCAAAAUUCGACAGAGCCUCCCCCCAAAACUUAUCAGGGAGAUUGGCAUCAUGCAACAAUGUUUUCAUUCCUUGCAGCAACGUUUGAUUUGCUCGCUCCGCAAGCCCAUUCAUCCAUGGCGAUCUAGGCGUUGACAAGUCAUGCUGGAUUCCCUUCUCAGUCAGGAAAGCUUCAAACUGCUGAGAAGUGAACUCCCGCCUCGAUCAGUAAACAGACAGCCAAUACGUUUACCGUGAACAUUCUCCAACCAAGCACAGAAUGCCUUGAACUUGGAAACGCUUGCGAUUUCUGCUCGAGCAUAAACACAUGAAUGUACCUGGAAAAAGAAUCAAUUAGAACCAUGAAGUACCUUGCUCCACCCAAAGAGGGCGCAAGUGGACCAACCAGGUCUGCGUGCACUAGCUGGUAGGGUUUGGAAGCCUGCCUGCUAGACUCCUUGCCUUUUGGAGCAACCUUCACCUUGUUCUCUGCACAAGAUACACAUUUCAUGUGAAACUUACAGGGUUUGAUGUUCAAACCCUCAACCAUCUCUGGCAUCUUGGCCAGUGCCUUCCAAGAGAGGUGGCAAAACCUUCUGAGUGCAUCGUGAAUGCAUCCUGCAUGAAGAACUUUGUUAGUUUGUGCAACACAACAAGAAUCAGCAUUAGACACAACAGCACCAUUGUCGUCAUAAGUUAUACAGAACAAGCCAUCCAUAAACUUUGCAUGCAAAAUGUCCUCUUUGCCUUUUCUGAUGACACAGACGCUCCUCUUGAAGGAAAUCUCAAAACCACGCCCAGUCAAGCUGUGGGACACUGAGCAAAUUGUCUGCAGCACCUGGAACAUACAGUACAUCUUUGAUGGUAGUGUGCAGACUUGCCAGUUUCACAGUCCCUUCUCCUGCGAUCCGCAAUGUCUUUCCAUCAGCCAGGUGGAUCUCACCUUCUUGAGGUUUGAAGGAGAUAAAGAGAUGGCGGUCCUUUGAGACAUGGCGGGUACAGCCUGAAUCAACAACAAACCUGGCUUUGGCCUUUGGAGCAGUCUUUCUGGCAAGCAAAACCUUGUUUUCCACCGGCGUGGGCUUUUGCAGCUUGCCCCCCUGCUCCUGGCCAUCAGACUUGCCUUUAGCCUUUGGUGAAGCUGUGCCAGCAAACAAAACCUUGUUUUCCACUGGCGUGGGCUUUUGCAGCUUGCCCCCCUGCUCCUGGCCAUCAGACUUGCCUUUAGCCUUUGGUGAAGCUGUGCCAGCAAACAAAGCCUUGUUUUCCUCUGGCGUGGGCUCUUCACCCUCCCUCUGCUUCUGGCCAUCUGCAGGCGUCUGCCUCUGUUUACCUUUGCCCUUCCGGCCUCUGCAAAGGCGAUGACCUUGGCUCCCAUGAGAAACAGAGCUCUCAGCUGCCGACUCCUUGGCUCCCCCUGGAGGCUGGAAUGCUGCCUGGGAUGACGUGACAGUCAGCUCCCCCUGCAGCUUGCAACCGGUGCCCUCAGCAUCCCUGCAUUCACUCGCAUUCUGGGAAACAGCCAGGACCCCCGAUGCAGUCAAACUCUGGGCUGGGAUGACUGGCAAAUGGGCUACUUUCAAAGCAUUCCACAUCUUACGUGCAGUCACAUUGCCAGCAAGCGUCUUAAUUUCCUCCAGAGAGACGGACAAGACUAGUAUGUCUAUCGCCCUCGAAUUCUCGGCCUUCCAUCUAUCUGUCAGAGGAACUGGAGGGGCUUCACACACAGUAUGCCACACUCCAAACUGACGCAGCAAGCUCUCACACCACUUUGCCCAGGUCCGAUAGUUGUGCCGAUUUAGCUUUGGGCACUCAGCAGCCUCAGAAGCUUGGAAAAACUCCAUUCCAGGUUUCUACUUGAGCCGUGAGCCUUUAUGCCUUCAAAAACGUCUUAUCUCAGCAGCCAUAAAUCUUGAGGCCUGCUGGCGCGGCUCCCAGAUCCAAUUAGGCCUGCCGGACAUCAAAGAGACUUUGCUGCGGCAAACAGAAAAGCCUUACUUUCGCUUUUCCUCCACAUACCUUUCAGCAGUCUGUCGCAGUCUUACUCUCCUGUAAGUGCUGUGAAUCUGGGCCCGAAACCUGUUGUUGGGAUACUGCCAGGGAGAUAAAGUCCAUCAAGGCCCCCAAGCCGUCUGCCGGACGAUCCAUCGACCUCCCGUAGGCACGCAGCGACAUGAGUUUCUAGAAAAUAUCUUGCCACAUUCUCGAGCUCAUGCACGCUCUAUCAGCAGAUAAUGCACAGCCAAAAGUUGCAAUCAGGAGAGCAUUAUUUACAAGUUUAUUCAGCGUUGAUCAGAACACAGAAAAACAUGACUGACUGCUUUUAGUGUCUGCGACAAACGAAAGCAACAGAAAACAUAAACAUCCUGUGAACAGGACAUGCGCAGACUCUGACUCACAAAGCCUGCUCCCUUUUAAGGUGGAACGGAAAUAUCCUAACAGUUUCCUGCUUGGCAGGGGGUUGGACUCGAUGGCCCUUGUGGUCUCUUCCAACUCUAUGAUUCUAUGAUUCUAAGUGGGUGAAGGAGCCCAUCCCGCCAGCCCAUGUUGUUGGGAAUGGACAGACAAGUGGGAGGCCAGCCAGGCAGGCUGUCAUAUACUGAGUUGAAUAGGAUCGAAAAUGCAGCAGUCUGAUUGGUCCUAGAACAAUAGGAUCCAAAAUGCAGCAGUCUGAUUGGUCCUAGGAACAAUGCAGCAGUAUGAUUGGUCUGCAGGGGCCACCCAAUCCAGCUCCAGGUGGAAGUGAAUCCACAACCUGAUUGGCCUACAGGAGAAUCCCGGAAUUAGCCAAUCACAUGCAGCCCAUUGAGUAAAUAAUGUAUAUAAAGCAGAUAUUUUAGGGGAACUUGCAUUCCUCCUCACCACUAUGAGCUGAAUAAAGAGCAUGAAAUCCACUCUCGACUCCGAGUAUAUUUCACAUGCGCUGUGCUGGCCUUUCUUGUGUUUGCCGCUGCCACUGCUGCCUCCCAAGGUAAGGUGCUGGCCUCCCGUUCAGCUUUGGCCUGUCUCCGAUGGGCCACUAAGGCCCUUGUGGGGCAGUGUGAGGAAGCACCUCUCUUAGGGUUGUGGGGGGUGGCUCAGAGACCAGGGGCAGUUGAGGCUGAGGGAACACUCCACAAGGAAGGGUGUUCCAAAAGAGUGAGAGGCUGCCAGCUCUGCAGGCAAGGGGGGGCACAACUGGGCUCCUGAGCCCCACAGGGGGGCUGCAGAAAGAAGGGAGUUGGUCAAGGGAGCUGUGGACCCCCAAAGGUUGAAAACCUUUGGAGUAGAUAAUAAAUGGAGGUAUAACAAACAUAAGAAUGUGUAAGAGGGCAUCAAGGAAAGAUAGGUUGGGAAGUCCAUACAGGAUUUGAUAGGAUGUAAAUAUGAAUGUACAGUGGUACCUCGGGUUACAUAUGCUUCAGGUUAUAUACGCUUCAGGUUACAGACUCCGCUAACCCGGAAAUAGUGCUUCAGGUUAAGAACUUUGCUUCAGGAUGAGAACAGAAAUCGUGCUCCGGCGGCGCAGCAGCAGCAGGAGGCCCCAUUAGCUAAAGUGGUGCUUCAGGUUAAGAACAGAGGGGUGGUGGAUGGUGAUGGGAAAAGGAAUUAUCUGUGGGAUUGAGUGUAGGUAUGUUGUAGGUAUGUAGGAAUGUUGUAUGAAAUGUAUGUUUGUAUGCUUGUAUAUUUGUAAUAUAUGUGUAUUAAUGUUGAAUUAUUUUAACAAUAAAAACUUUAAAACAUUUUAAAAAAAGAACAGUUUCAGGUUAAGUACGGACCUCCGGAAUGAAUUAAGUACUUAACCCGAGGUACCACUGCAUGAUGUAAAUUGAAAAAUGCAUUAAUAAAUAAAAAGGGCCAGGUAGGGUGAUGGAGAAGGUCCAUCUGUUAGUAUUUUGCAGGACUUUGAUUCACGGGAUAGGUGAGUUUACCUGAAAGACCUUUGUUCAUGGGUGCAGGAGGGAUGGAGAGGAGCCCUUGAAGGGAAGCAAGAGUUGCCUUCUGACCAUCAGCCAAGAACUAAGGAUUGCAUCCUCACCCCAUUGAGAGGAACUUAAGUAGCCCCCCAAGUUGCAUUCUCUGUAGGCAUCCCUGGUUCAGAGGGCGUCACGUAUCUGUCUUAGGCAUCCUAUGAAGGGACUUCAGGCAACCAGAUUAACUGACAGACCUGGGUGGGUGUUGGACCCCCGAGUCCUGUGCCCCAGACCCCCUCUGUGUGCCUCCUCAUGGGGUGCUUUCCCCACCUGCAGGAUGAAGAUGGCCCUGCACAAGAUGGGGGAAGUGAGCAAGAAGCAGCAGGAGCACACGCGGGACGUGCGCUUCCUGCAGCAGAAGCUGGUGAAGAUCAAGGAGGUGAGUGAGGCCGGCCAGUCCUGCUCCACUCAGUUGCUGCCUGCCUGCUUGAAACUCUCUCAGCUCCCAGCUGGCUUGACAUUUCUAAAGCACCUGGAACUCACUGGGCGCCAUAUUCAAGUGAAGGACCUGGUUCAAAAGGCUUAAGAGCUGCUCCUCCAAAGCAACUGAAGCCCAUUUUGCCCCAGCAGCAGAGCAAGACAAGGCGUCUGCUGAGGGCUGCCUUUCCCCUUUCUGUGCAGAGCUGGAAGUCUUCACAAGGGGAGGCUGCCCAUAGAGUCUCCUCCAUCAGAGCAGCCUCUUCUGGGCUGGCAGCUCAGUUGCACUGACCAAUUUACUGGAGCAGAAGGAACUGCAGGAAAGAGGGAUUUGAAAGGAAGCUGGGAACAGGGCAAGGCUUGUAAAUAAGAUUUGGAUAUUCAGAAUGGAAUCAGGAAGAAAGGGGAAAUCGUCUUUUAUCCCAUUCUAUUGUGGAGGGUUAGAAACUAUAGAAAGUGGAUUUGGACAAACCAUAGAGGCAAACCUGUCUCACAGCAUGUUGGGUGUUUUGAAUCUUGGGGAGACAGAGGCUGUGUGGGAAGGUGGUUUCCAUGCCCAGGAGACCGAUCAGUUGCCUGUUCUGGGCAGGGCUGCCCUCUCUCUGAAAGAGCAGACACAUAGCUUGGGGCACUCCUGGGUACAUUUUUCGGUAGAGGCUCCAGCAACUGGCUAAGAAUGCCUCUGACCAGCUAGCUGCAGCCAAAUCUGGAUGAUCCAACCACCACAGCCCACACGCUGGACCACUGCAAUGAGGUGUUGCCUGUGAGCUUGGUCCAGAAGCUCCAGCUAGCACUGAAGGUGGGUCAGGUUGAAGGGUCCUGUGUUAAUAUAUGAAGCCCUUGACAACUCGAGGAGCCCUUGGGUCCCAGCUCCAUCGCAGGUCACCUGGAGGAGUGCUGCUGGUUGUCUGCUGUCUUGCAGGGGCCAAGCUGGCCUCCCUGAGGAGUCGGGCAUUCAGCGCUGCCAGUCCCAAGCUGAGGAGCCCUCUUCCAGCAGAGACGUGGGAGCCACUCUGGCUUUGGAUUUCCAAGUGUCUCUUGAAGACUUCUUUUAUGCAGACUAGCCUAUGCAACUGCUUGAAUUUGAUUGGCUAGUGACUUUGAUGUUAAUUUAUAUUUUAUGGUAUGAAUUGGUGGUAUAUAAGUAUCUAAAUAUAUAGAAGCAAGGUGGGUCCCACAAAGCAAAAUCCUUUAGCUGACAAAGGUCAGAGUCGAGAGGUGUGUCUUCCCGUGAGGAUGGCCGUGGUCUCUCUGGUGUCAGAGGGCCCAGAAUCCAAGCUGUGGUGGAUCAUUUCUUAGGUAUUUAUCCCUCCCCGCUUCCUUUCAAAGGAGCCCAGGACAGCAAACAAUAGCAAAACAAUCAAAAGCAAUACACAGAUUUUUAAAACAGUGAAUUUUCCUCAGUGCUAGGCUGAACAGGGAUAUUUUAAACUCCCACUUCUCUGUUAGUGCUAACUGAGGCAGAUGCACCUCAUCAGAGAAGGCUGCCCCCGCUAUGUGUGAGAGAGGCUCUUGGGCACCCAUCGUGCCAGUGCGCUUCCCACAAGGCGCACCAGAGCCGGCCACAGUGAGAACUGGUCGCUGGACUGGAUGUGGCCUGAGCCAGCGGCAGCCAGGUGUCCUGGAGAUACUGCUGCGGUUUAGGGUGGUCUCCUUUCACCCCACUCAUCCUCCUUGCCUUGCAGCAAGUGAUCUGCAGUCAGCGGGAGGUGGAGCGGGAGCAGGAGGUGCUGAAGCAGCAGGAGAAGGAGUGUGAGCUGUAUGAAGCGCGUAUCGAUGCUCUUACCAAGGAGCGGGAUGCUCUGGAGAAGGGGAGGGAGCUGGCCAUGAGGAAGGUAUGGGGGCACGUGGGGGGGAGGAAGGUCUUGCUCAGUCACCAGCCCUCCUGCAGCUGCCAUCUGGAGGGGAGGUGUGGCAGAGGGGGCAGGUGAGGAGAGCCCAGCCUGAAGGCCCUUGCCCGCCUCAUCCCAGAGUGACCCUUCUCUUCUCAGGUGAACAAGGACUACAAGGAGGCCCUGGCCAUGCUCCGGGUGCAGGACAUUGAGGAGCUGCGCAGCUAUCGCCAGCCGCCAGAGACUGUGGUCAUGGUGACGGACAUCCUCUGCCUGAUGUUUGAGCAGGAGCCGGGCUGGGAGAAUGCAAAGCUGCUCCUCAACAGGGACAACUUCUAUGAGGUGAGGCCCAGAGCCCUUCCUGUGGCUCCUGUGCUCUUGGGGCUGGCCCAGCAGCCAGAGCCUCAAGGCCCCGCUUCCCCUCUGGACCGGCCUGCCUGGGGAGAGAGAGACCCUAGCCUAGACCAAGAGGCUGUUCCAGCUGCGCCAAGUCCUUGACAAAGGGAGGGGCAAAAGCAGCCUGUUUCCUCCUGGGAGGGGGUGGGGAGGCAUGGCUAGCGAAACAGCAAAUGUGGAUUUGAUUAGCAUGGAACUACCAGUGGAUAAAACCUGAAACCAUCAGCUGCAGUAAGAGAACAGGAAAGUAAUUGAGCACAACAGAGAUACUGCAAACACAUCACUGCAGUCCUCACAAAGCAUGGGAAAUAUCCUUAAGGAAUAAAACAUUAUACUGUAUAUAUAAAAUUAUCCCUCAAGGGUUGUAGAAAAAGUGGGGCUUGCCUUUUGCUCCUCCAAGGGACUCUUGAGUCCCUCAAGCCAUGAACAACCAGAGGAGAGUGGAUGGAGGCAGGAUCCAGUGAAAACAAGGCAGAUCUUUAUAUUUCUGUUGCAACAGAGUUCUUCCCCCUCCUCUGCAAGAAAAUGAGAGAGACCAAGAACAAUUCUUACUGUAUUUUGGAUAUAUCUGUUAGGUUCAGUCACUUCUGUUGAACCAUUUUUGUCUUUAAUUUCUUUUCUUUCUGUUGCUUUCUGAUACAUACUGGUUGUUAACAGUAAAUGCUUACACAUCUCUGGUUAGUAAUUCCUUCCUUGCAUGGUAUUUGCUUUAUUUCUUUUGAUGAGUUUAAUAUCUAUGGUUUGGUUUUCAAGGAGGGCUGCACCCAAGAACAGAGGAGCCCACAGGAGCUGAGAGUCUAGCUGAGAGUAUAUAGAUUGGGCUCAUCCGGUCAACAUUAUGCACUUAAAGCUUCAAAAAGCUUUUGAUAUAGACCCUCAUCAAAGACUCCUGAGUAAGCUUAGCAGUCAAGGAGUAAGAGGAGAAGUCCUCUUGUGACUAUGGAAUUGGUUAAAUCACAGGAAGCAAAGAGUAAGAAUAGAUGGUCUGUUCUCUGAACAAAUACAUGUGUAAUGUGGAGUGCCCCAAGGAUCAGGAUCGGGACACGAGCUUUUUAACUUGCACACAAACGACUCAGAGUUAGAGCUCAGCAGUGGGGUGGCCAAGUCUGCGGACAAUACUAAACUGUUCAGAGUUGUUAAAACAAGUAGAGACUGUGAAGAGCUCCAAACGGGCCUCUCCAGACUGGGUGAAUGGGAGGGGAAAUGGCAAAAAAACUCAUUUCUGCACAGGCCUGGGCACCUCUGGAGUGGCUCCCAUGCUCUGUGACCAAAGGGGCAGGGAAGCCAGGCAGAGGAGAGGCCAUGUGCAGGAGCUGGCGAGGUGGACAGGCUGGAAGACCCCUCAGUCCCCUGGGUGCUUCUGGAACUGCUGGAGAAGGUGCUCCCCUUUGGCCCAUCUUCAUGGUAAGCAGCCGGUUGUUUUAGCUUGGGGCAUUUGAAUACAAGCAGCCUAGUGUUUCUUGCCCCUCAUUCCUUGGUGGAAAAGCCAGGCCAGGGUCCCAUUCCCCCCCCUCUGCUUCCCCCUCCAGGAUCUUGUCUUCUACCCCAAGGACAGCCUCACCACAGAGCUCUUUGAGGCCCUGGGCCGGGCUGUGACUCAGGAGCGCAUCUCGGAGAGCAGCAUAUCCAGUGCCAGCCAGGCUGCUGCCGCCCUCUUCCAGUGGAUCUCGGCCACCUACUGGUACCACUGGGCCCUGCUCGACUGGCAGCCGACCAUCGCACGGCUAAAGUACUGCGAUGCCCAGAUCAACGCAGAGAAGGUGGAGCUGGGCGACCGGCGCCUGCACUCGGAAUACCUGAGAGAUGCCACCCAGCUGCGCAUCAAGGAGCUGAAGCAGAAGCAGGAGCGCCAGGAGAAGCUGAUGCACCAGCUCACCCACUCCCUGCAGGCCAAAGAGGAGGCCACCACCGUCGAGAGCUCCGUGGCCGAGCACAUGGCCAGCUGGACAACUGUCACAAGGGUACGAGGGGCGGGCGGCUGUCCACCCAUGUCCCCCCCCUUGCCCUGCGAGGCGAGGGUGCCGUUCUCCCAGACUCAGCCCUCUGGCGCCUCUGCUUUCCUUCCUAGAACCUGGAAUCCCAGCGCACUACUGUCUAUGGCGAUGCCCUCCUCUCCGCAGCCAGCCUCUCCUACCUGGGCCCAUUCCCUCCGCAGCGGCGGGAGGAGCUGCUGGAGAAGUGGCAGGCGGUGUGUGCCGGGGCCUGGGGGCCCCUCGGGCCGGACGACGUGAGGCGGCUCCUGCAGAAGGAGCUGCCCUGCCCUGGCCCAGCCUCCCACAGCGAUCUGCUGCUGGCUGUGCAACAGCCCCUGCAUCUGGCGUCCCUGCUCAGCUCUCCUCCAGAGCAGCGACUCUGGGAUCGAGUCCACAAGCCCAAGGUCCCCAGCAGCCGCCUGGUGGGCAUGAUCCUGCUCUCCAGCACCCACACGCAGGCUCACCGCUGGCCUCUGCUGGUGGACCCUGACAAGCAGGCCUAUCUCUGGCUGCUGACCUCCAGAGCUAUGGAAGAGGGUGAGUGGGGUGUGCGGGGGGGGGGGUGUCAGGCACAUGGCCUUGCCUGCGGGUAGCUUCUCAUCCAACCCCUCUUUACAGCGGAUUCUCAGGUCUAUGCCAUCUCUGACCUGGUGCCGGACAUGGUGGAGCAGGGCAGCUCCAUAGAGAUCGCGGAAGACAACCUGGAGGUCCUGUCGCUCACAGACCCAGACCUGGAGCAGAACCUCUGCAAAGCAGCCAGCCUUGGUGAGCGGAGGAAGGUGGUGCCCCUGCCGCUGGCAGCCCCCUGGGAGGGUGCAGUUCUCUUUCAGCAGCCCUGUACUCUGCCCGCGCCGUCCGUGAGCUCAGGCAAAUGUGCUGCUUGGCUCCCACCUCCUCACAGGCACCCCUGUGUUGCUGACGGACUUUGAAAAGAACGUCCCCUGGUGCCCAGCCCUCGAGGAGCUGAUGCAGAAGGAAUCGUUCGGAGGUGCCCUCCACUCAAAGUCAAUGGAGGACCUGGCGCAGGUGCCCCCCUGCUUCCGCCUCUACCUGUGCACUGAGCUGCCUCUGGAGGCUUUGGCUGCAGGUAAGGGAGGUGCCCAAGCGCCCUCCUGGCUCUCCUCUGUGGAACCCCUCCCCAGGGAGCUGAGGUGGGUGGAGGCGGCUCAGCCACUCGCUGCUCACCCUGAGAGCCAUCUUCGGCUCCCCUCUCAGAGAGGGUGAGAGGCUCUGGAAACUUCCAGUUGCUGCGGGUGGAAGCAAAGCUAGAGUCAGCAGAUCUCUCGCCCAGCAUUGGAAGCUGCACUGUCAAAGCACGGCAGCAACCUACUUGGGUUCCCCAAAGUGUGGGGGGACAAGAGCCCAAGGUGCCUCCACCCCGCAGCCAGCCAUGGGCGGAGAGUGGCAGGCAGGCAGGCGGGUGACUGGGACGGCUGGGCCCUGCCUCCCGCCUGGCUCCUCCUUGCAGAGGUGGACCACGAGCUUCUCAAGAGCCUGAACGUGAUGGACCUCAGCCUCAGCCAGGAGGCGCUGGAGGAGCUGCUGCUGGUGGAGGUCCUGCGGGCCGAGCGGAAGGAGAUCCUGAAGAACCAGCAGGCCUUGCAGUUUGGGAUCCUGCAGCUGGAGGGGAAGCUGGAGGCCACGGAGGUGAGGGAGGCAGGGGCUCCUGUGGCUUGGCGUGGGGCGGUGGGGCGGCCGUGGAGAGGCCGCUCAGCCCAGCCCCGUGGCCGUUCCCCAAGGAGGAGCUGGAGGCAGGGGCUCCUGUGGCUUGGCGUGGGGCCGUGGGGCGGCCGUGGAGAGGCCGCUCAGCCCAGCCCCGUGGCCGUUCCCCACAGGAGGAGCUGGAGGCAGGGGCUCCUGUGGCUUGGCGUGGGGCGGCCGUGGAGAGGCCGCUCAGCCCAGCCCCGUGGCCAUUCCCCACAGGAGGAGCUGGAGGCAGGGGCUCCUGUGGCUUGGCGUGGGGCGGCCGUGGAGAGGCCGCUCAGCCCAGCCCCGUGGCCCUUCCCCGCAGGAGGAGCUGGAGGCAGGGGCUCCUGUGGCUUGGCGUGGGGCGGUGGGGCGGCCGUGGAGAGGCCGCUCAGCCCAGCCCCGUGGCCCUUCCCCGCAGGAGGAGCUGGUGGCCCUGAUUGCCCAGCCGCAGCGCUCUCUGCUGGAGGAGGAGAACUUCAUGCCGAUGGUGCGGCUGCUGCAGACGCAGAUCCAGGCCCUGCACGCCACCCACCAGCACAUGGUCUCUCAGCACCAGGACCAGGCGGCGCUGUGCAACAAGUACCGGAUGGUGCCCCGCCUGGGCGUGGCCCUGCACCUGGCCCUGCAGCAGGUCUGCCGCCUCCACCCCUCCUACAGCUUCCCCAGCAGCGUCUGCAUGGCCCACGUGCGCCAGGCGCUGCUCUCCACCAAGCGGCAGGAGACCACCAAGCAGGAGUCGCUGGAGUCGCGCCUCCUGGAGCUCAGCAAGGCCGUGCUCCACCACUGCCUCACCGAGGCGGUGCCCUGCCUGCGGGAGAUGGACCGCCUCCUCUACCUCUUCCUGGGGGCCGUGGCCACGCUGAAGGUCGCGGGGGAGAUCACCCCGCUGGAGUGGCUGGCCUUCUGCCAGGGCCUGCGGGAGCCGGCGGCCAAGGAGCUUCUGCAGCCGCCGGCCGGGGUGCCUUGCCCCAGCUGGGUGAGCGCGGAGGCCUGGGAGGAGUGCGGCUUGCUGGAGAACGUUCCUGGGUUCCAGGGGCUGCAGGCCUCCCUGGCUGGGCAGGCCGGCCAGUGGCAGGAGUACUUCCGCCUGCGCUCCACCAUGGUGGGGCUGGCCCUGUGUCCCAGCCACGCCCACCUCAGGCCUUUCCAGCGCGCCAUCCUGUGGCGCAUCUUGUGUCCCUCUGCCAUGAGCAGCGUGGUCUCGGCCCUCACCACCUGCUCGCUGGGCUGGUCUCUCACCGAGGAAAUGGCCCUCACCUACCCGUACUCCUACAGCCGGGCCAACAAGCCCAUCAUCUUCCACACGCCCUCGGCCAGCUCCCCAGGCUGCUUCAUGCACCCGCUCCUCUGGAUCCAGCAGAUGGCCACCCAGCGGGGACGAGGGGUGAGACGAGGGGCACAAGGAGGGGGAGGGACAAUGGGUGCAGGUGUCAGCUGGGUCCCUCUGGGAGGACAGAGCAAGUAACCAGGCACCGCCCCUGCAGGGAAGUGUGGUAGUCAUCUCCUUUGGCACCCCAGAUGCCUGCAAGCGGGUUUGGCGGACGCUGCCCAUCUGCAGCAAGAGAGGCAAGUGGCUGGUCUUGACCAACUGCCACCUCCAGGAGCACUGGGACCCCGACUUGCUGCAGCUGCUGGACCAGUUGGUGAAAUCCUCAGGUGAGGCGGAUGGAAGCAGCGGGAGGUGUCUCCCUCCCCCCAGCCAAAGCACCUCUCACCUUGCCCUCUUUUUGCACAGGCAAGGUGCCAGGGGGAGGCCUCGAGAUCCACACCAAGUUCCGCCUGUGGCUCAUCACUGCAGCUGACGCCCCUCAUUCCAUGCCAGGUACCAGGCCAGGGAUGAGGAAGGGAGGCUGAUGCCGCAGGGGGGCACGGCCAGAGGGGCUUCUCCACACCCUGCCUACCCCUUGGGAAAGAGGCGCACUGCCCCCCUUUGCAUCUCUCUCUCUCCCAGGGACCCGCUCCCUCUUGCUCAUUGUCAUCUGGGCUCUCCCAGUGCCGCUGGCUCUGCCACAGGGCCUUCCACCUGCCUCUGCAAGAGAAACAGAAGCUGAGCAACUUCUCAUGGCCUCGGCUGUCCUUACUGUCCCUCCCGGCCUCUGCUGUGGUGGUUGAUUCUCUUCUGUGCCAACAGAACUCCUGAAGCGCAGUGCCACCUCCCUCUUCUGCGAUAUGCCACUGGAGCUGAAGGGCAUCCUGGCACGCAGCCACUACUGGCUGCAGGGGCGAACCCAGAACCUAGACACAGAGCAGCGGCUGCCCCUCCUCGCCCUCUAUGGGGUCCUGCUCUACAGGCAGACCUAUGCCCAGUGGACCCAGGCAGAGACAUACCUGUGGUGAGUGAAGGAGGUGCUUGCCCUGUCCAGCAGUGAGGCCAAGAGCCUGCCAGUACAUCUCAUGGGAGUUUGGAAACUCCUCCUCUGCUUUAUGCUACUUGGAAAGCACCCUGAAUCGCCACCUGUGGGCUCCCCAUUCUUCCCCUGCUCUUGGAGCUGCCUGUGUGGGCUAACAAACCAGUCCUUGCCCACAGGGUUGCCACAGAGGGGGCUGCUGGCUGCAGGGGGGGGGGGAGCAGAGUGGGAAGCAGCAGCAGCGGAUGAGGGCUUGGAUCUCCCAGCUGACAGGCAGCCAGGGAAAGGCUGAGGGCUUUCUCCCUGCAGCCCUUUCUGGCAGCAGCAGGAGGAAGACCCCUUUACCUGUGCCUCACAGAAUUCACCAGGGCUCCCCAGAGCAGGUGAACUGGAGGGUACCCAGGAUGCACCCAUGGAAGCUGCCAAGUAGGAUGAACCUAAGGAGUCCUGCAGCAGCCGGAUCAGGCCAAAGGGGCUCCAUCUAGUCAGCCUUCUGUUCUCACAGUGACCAACCAAGAAGGUCCAGAGCAGGAAGGGACCCCAUGAGCUCAUUCCUGCGUUGGCCACAGCAGUCCAGACCCCACUUUUUAGGGGUUUCUUUUGCCCCAAAGUACAUCACUUUUCCUUGAGCUGUAUUGCAUUUGCAAUAAAGCAAGAUGAGCGCCACAACCCCAGAGUUGUCCGCAACUGGAGCUAAUGGUAAGGGGUCCCUUUACCUUACAUCACUUUUCCUUGCGUUGAAUUGCAUUUGCCAUUUUGAUAGCCCCUUUGACCAGAUCCCUUUGGAGUUCCUCAUAAUCCCGCUGGAGUUUAAUCACCCUGAACAAUUUCGUAUCAACAGCAAACCUGGGAACCUUACUGCUCACACAACCCUCACAAAAAAAGUUAAAAAGCACAGGUCCCAGCAUCAGUCCUGCACAGCACAGAGGGUGUAGGAGCCGCCACCUGGAUCAGGCCAUUCAGCCCAGCCUCCGGUUCCCACGUGGCCAACCAGAGGCAGAACAGGAGCCCCAGAGCCCUUUCCCCUCGCGCGGUUUCCAGCAGCUGGCCCAAUGGUGGAGGAAGAGGAUUGCCAUUGUGGCUCCUCUUUAGAGAUGGCCGCCGCCAUUGUCUCCUGCGAGAGUGAGGGCCAUCGUCUGGCUCUGUGCUGCAGGAAGAACUUUCUUCCAUCUGCCCUUCUGACAUUCAGCUUCAUUGGACAUCUACGCGUUUGAGGGUUACGAGAGAGGGAGAAAGUUUUCCCCUUUCCACUUACCGUGUGCCAUGUUGCCCCUCACUUUUUGAACUAAAAAGUCCCAAAUGCUGCCCCCUUUCCUUGUAAGGGAGUCGCUCCACCCCCUCAGGGGGCCCCUCCUGAAUUUUUUCCAACUCUGCAAUAACCUUUUUGAGGGGCGAGGAGGUGCCCAGAACUGUAUAUCGUUCUUCAAAUGUGGGCACACACCAGAUUCCUGAAACGGCAUGAUGAUACUGGCAGUUUUAUUCUCAGUUCCUUUCCUACUGAUCCCUCACAUGCAAAUUUCCUUUUUCAUGGCUGCCACACUGGAAUACUUUCUACAUCCCACAAUUGGGAGAACCACCUAUUUAUACUCACUUCCUGUUUCUUAACCUGUUUCCCACUGAUCCCAAAAUGAAGUUUACCCAAGAAUCUUUCAUAGAACCAGAAUUGUAGGGGCGCCCCAAGGGUCCUUUAGUCCAAGCUCCUGCAAUGCGGGAUUCACAGCUAAAGACUCCUGCUUAAAAUCCUUCAGUGAAGGAAAGGCCCGUCCCCAGCCAAGGUCUUCUGUUCCACUGUCCAAGGGCUCUUCCUCUCAGCUGCUGAGACCCAUAAGAAAGUUGGGAGCAGGCGCCCCCCCCCCCCGGGCCAAGACGGUCCUCACUCUGGCAAGCCAGGAGUGCGGUUUUUGCUCUGACUCUGCCCUGUGCCUGAGAUUGUGCUGCCCUUGCAGGAGCCACGGGGAAGUGUUGGCCGGGCUCAGGAUCCAGGAGAGGCUGAGCUGCCUAACAGACGGAGCCCAGGAAGCCCUGCAGGAGCUGGCCGGUAUGGAAACAGGGCUGAGUGAGGGGUUCAAGGGGCAGCCUGCAAGAGCCAAGGCCUUGAAGGCCCCCUCCGAAACACGGCUGGCUCUUCUGCCUCUGCAGGGACCAUGCUCUAUGGGGGCCACAUCCUGGACAGCGGUGACGCCCAAGUGGUGCAGAGCCUGUGCCAGGCCUGCUUGGCUCCCGCCUCCCCCCUGCAGCCAGCCUCCAGCCUCCAGCAGCUCGUGGCCACAGUCGUCGGCUGCCCCAACCCAGGUGAGAGAAGAUCAGGAGAGCCGUCAGGGUCAGGCCCAGCAUCCUGUUCUCACUGCGGAAACCCGCAAGCGGGACUCAAGCGCAAGAGCAACACCCUCCCCGCCUGCGGUUUCCGGCAAGGGGUAUUUGGAAGCCUUGCUUCCUCCAGCUGUGGCGGCAGUGGGUGGCCAUUGCGGGGCUCUUCGUGAAUUGGCUAAUGUCUUUGAAGAGGGCAGGGAAGAGCCUGCCGGUGGGGGCGCUGGGUGCUCUGCUGAUCCCCCGCCCUUUCCUUGCCCCCUGCAGGGAACACGGAUGAGGAGGCGGCGGCCGCCACCCAGGCCGGCAUCGAGCAACUGCCCAGCCCCAUGGAGCCUGCCGGGGUCGGCCUGUGCAGCGCACUGCAGCAGCGGAUGCUGGCGGAGCGGAGCCAGGCCUUGCUGGCGGCCUUGCAGGCCUCCCAGGGCCUGUGGCAGCCCCGCCGGGCCCCCUGCCGCCCGCAGACAGGCGCCCUGGAGCAGCUGCUGCGGGACGGGAUCCGGCUGGUGCAGGAGCUGCAGGAGCAGCUGAGCGAGUGCGGCUGGGAGGUGGGCUGGAAGGGGUGCCCCCCGCAAGGGCAGGCCCGCCCCCGGCCGCGCCCCCUGCAGCGCUUCCUGCUGGAGGAGGCGGGCAUCCUCCUGGCCCUGCUGAAGCAGGUGGGCUGCGACCUGAGCUGCGCCCAGGAGCGCCUGCAGGGGGAGCCCUGCUCCUCCCGCCGCUGCAGCACCAUCCUCUACCACCUGAAGCAGGGCUGCCUGCCCAGCCCCUGGCUGCCCUACGCCCUCACCGGCCCCCAGGCCCCCCCGGCCUGGCUGCAGACGCUCAAGCAGCGGACCCAGCUCCUGUGCAGCUACCUGGGCUCCAUCAGCGGUCCACUGGUGGCCCACUACCAGCUGGCCGCCUUCCACCAGCCCCGCCGCCUCCUCCUGGCCGUGCUGCAAGAGAGGGCUCGCGUGGAGAGGCAGGAGCUGCACCGCUACCAGCUGCACCAACAGGUAGGGAGGAGAGGGCGGGCGGGCGGGCGGGCAUGGGGGCGGGCACAGGGGCAGGCCCCGCAGCCCCGGUCCCUGAGCGCCCCCUUUCCCCCUCCCUCUUGCCUUCCUUUGCCAGGUCCUUCCCAGUGGGCCACCCCCCACCAGCGCCCCCGAGAAAGGCAUCUAUCUGAGCGGGCUGGAGCUGCGCCACGCCUUCUGGAAGGCCCACAGUGGGCUGCUGCAGGAGAGUCGCACGGCCGAGCCCUGCCCGCUGCCCACCAUCUGGAUCCAGGCCGCCCGCCUGACCUGGGACAUGGCCUCCGCCGGCACCACCCCCAAGCUCCCGGCCAACAAGUACCUGUGCCCCGUCUACCUGGGGGUCCCCGAGGUCCCCGUGGCGCUGGGCAGCCAGCACGUCAUCCUGCACCUGAGCCUGCCUUCCAAGAUGGCCCCUGAGCUGUGCCUCCAGCAGCGUGUCCACGCCGUCAGCCUCCUGCGCUGGGAGGGGGGCGGCAGCACGGGGCAAAGGCAGCGCCCUGCCCCCUCCCCCAGAGCCCCCUCCCCAGGACAGCCCCCUCCCCCCUCCCGGGCUUAACCCACAUGACACAGAGAAAGCCAUGUACAGAAAUAAAGUGAUAUAUUAUUAGUGUGUAC